AUGUCUGUAGCUGUUACAUCCAGUCUGCCUGGAGAAAUGGCCACUUGUGCGAUGCUACAGAGUAUUCUAGGCCUCGUGAUCAUUUUCUCAAACGUUGAAAUGUCACUAACUACAUUGGACAACGCUACAUUCCACAGUGUACAGGUAAGGGCGACCACUAUUAGCAUGCAUUACCCACUGUAAUUACUGCGAUUGCCGACAAUUUGGGGUUUUAGUCAGAAUAGGUGUAGCCGAUAAUUAUAGUAAAUUAAAAGUUCAAGGUUGUUUUAUUUAUAUAUCUAUAGCUAGCUAAAUAUGUAGUGAUUGAGUGUUUGCUAAUGUUUUAUCUAUAUGUAAAGAUAAAUGACCUAUCCUUAUAUAAUAACGCUGCUUAAAAAAUUAGAAAUGGGACUUUUUCUCUAAAACAAGAAUUGCAGAGACGCGACCAAGAAAUUGUUUAGGUUUAAAAUACCCGUGCUAGAAUAAUAGCUACAUUUCACCAGUUAUAUAUCUGAAAUCUAAAAUCCCCCCCACUCCAAAUGAAAUAUCCUAACAUAUUAAAUAAUGGUAUCUAAAUAUUUUGGAGUGUUUAGACCAAACUCUACGUUAAGUGUCCAUUAUGUGCAUGUAUGUAGAGACAGAUCUAAUACGUGUUUGUUUCAUGUUUGGGUAGGAAGAGGCCUUUCUUCUCAUUCUGUAAGUGUGACAGUAAAAGUUCUUUCCAUUUGUCGCUACAGAUAAUUAAGCAAUGGUUCCUGAAUACAUUUGGCACUGCAUGGGAACCUGAUGGGGGUUUUCACACCUCUGAGUGAAGGAUGUUUCUAGUACAACUUGAUGGGGGCUGUAAAUGCUCAUUUAGUUUAUGUAUAUGUUUUACUUUUUCGAAUAUAUCACCUUUAUGCAUGGGUUUGCAAAGAUUAGUGAUUAUAUAUAGAGAUCAAUUAAAAAUGGCAUUAAAAGAAUCAAGAAAUAUGGCAGUAAGUGACCCCCAACUGAAAUAAGGGACUAGCUGCAGUCCGCAACCCACCACUAGACUUUGUGACAUUGGUCGUAUGAUGGCUGGUAACCUGCCGCUGCCAAUAUGGCUGCAUUGAUAAAGGUUAACACUGCAGCUUUCGUCAAGCUGUAGAAAGAGAAAGCAUAUCCGAUCUGGAGAUUAAUGAUGAUGCUUGGAACAAUAGACAUAUUUUCAGCUGGUUAGGACAGCAUCACUGAUAACAUCACUGCCUUAGACCAGGGAAACCCAGUUUCAAAGCCCGUUUAGACCCCCUCACCAAAAAGAGUUUUUAGGUAUCUAUCCACCUACCUCAAAUUCUCAUAGAUUGUAAGAGUCUGAGCUGGGGCUUCUGUGCCUCUAAAUAUCCCCUUUGUAAAGCGCUGCACAAUAUAUUGGCACUAUAUAAAUGCAAAUAAUAAUCGUAUAAGUCAUCUAACAUAAACCCACUGAUAGUUAAUAAACAAACAGAUCAGAUUUUCACUAACAUGUCGACAAUUACAUCCUCUGUAUCUUAGAGCCAGAGGUCUUCAAACUGUGGCCCUCCAGAUGUUGCUGAACUACAGCUCCCAUGAGUCUUUGAAUUACAUAGAUAGCCAGAAAAUCAUGGGAGUUGUAGUUCAGCAACAUCUGGGGCGCCACAGUUUGAGGACCCCUGUCUUAGAGCACAGUAUCUUCCAGGAUGCACUUGACCUCCUCUUAAUGAUUGGCUGUUUAAUUGAUCAUUUUCUUUUUAAUCUUUUUAACAUGUUUAAUUAGUAUGUUAUUGGCUUUGCAGAAUUUCACAGCAGGUAGGUGCAAGUCUAUUAAAGGGCACUUCUCAUGCCAGGCAAAACUUGUACCAGUUUGUAUAUAGGAUAACAUUCCAUCUUGGAUUUGUGAUGCCCAGAUUGCUAGCAAAUGUAUAAAACACAACAUUAAUUUUACUAUACAUCUAUUAGUUCUUUAUUAUAAACCACUAUACAAACAUGAUUGCAGUGAAAAGUACAAAACUACAAACCUGCCAAUCAUUGGCUGGUAGGACAUGGGAAGCAAAGCAGGCCUUCCGAGGGGGCAUAACCAUUGAUGAAAUGGGCAGACCUACCUGGAAAGUCGUCUAAUGAUGCACAUGUGCUCUGCCGCUCAGGCACAGUUCCCUAGUGUCCCCGGAGGCAAGACACCAGGGAACCAAAGUGAGAUGGAACAGGCUCCCGAAACCGGGACGUUGGGGGGCAUGUGCCAGGGUUAUUCAAUAAAGUGAGAAUUGUAGGAAAUGUAAAGUAAAUUUAAAAUGUAAGUUCAAAACACUUGGAGAAUAUUUCCACUUUAGCUUUUUCAACUUUUGCCAUUAACCCAAUUUGAGGGUGACAUUAACACUUUCAGGUAUGGUAUAUUGACCUACUACCACUUUCUAAGAAUAAAACGUUACCUGCACAUUUUGCAGCCAAAUUGCUAGCAUGUGCAUAGAUUCAAAAGUUAUUCCAGUAUGUAGAUUUAGACAUUUCUAAGUCCUUUUCCCGGUGUGUCUUCAGAGAGAGCCCCUACUGAUUCAAAACAUGCUUCUGUUAGUACAUAACACAAUUAAAAAACAAAAACCAACCUUUGAAGUUUGCAGAAGGCGUGCUAUAUAUUCCCCCUCACCCCCCCGUCUAGAUAAUUGGUAGGGGCGGUGUGGAGACAACCUUUUAACUCAGUUUAAUGUAUGUUUGGGAUGGAAAGAACCUCGCGGCUUAUUCUUUAAGGAAUAGGUAAUUACAUGUUACCUUGUGUUUAGCUCCUCAUCCACACGCCAUCAUAGACCAAAUGUUCUAUGACAUGAUGGAGGUGACUGUGCAAAACCCAAGAAAUUCUUUGAAAAUGAAAUUAUAAAGCUGAUAAUUUUAUAAUUAAUGUGGCAACUGAACAUGCCAUAAAACCACUGGUGAUGUCAGAAUUGGAGUGUAAACUCACUGGAUCAGACAGCCUUAAUUGCUUUUAAACUCAAAAUUGACUGAAAGAUGGUCUACACAUCAAAAUACAAAUAUUUAACUGGAAACAUUAGAGAGGAGAUGAAUGGCAUUGAGUUACAAUAUGCAGAAAGAGUAGUGCUUACCUGGAAUAGCGUCCCAGCAGACAAGACUAAGUACAUUAAGCAAAUAGCCAACUCCAAAACAUAUUUGGAAACAAAUUGAACCAAUUGGAUAUUUGGCCAGGUUUGAAUUUUUUGUUGAUGAUAAUUGUGGCAUUUAUAAGAAAACCUCAGAACCAAAUUUCUUCCAAACUUUUCUCAAACUUUCUUUGGAGCCGUGUUUGACUGGGGUAGUUUAAACAAUAUUACUUUGAAAUGAAGCAUCUAUGAACAAUAUACGGCAAAUUACAGGUUUCUUUGGUUUCUCCACUUGUACAUUGCCCCAGUAUAUGAUUGUGCACUAUUAUACUUUAAUAUGACUUGCUUAUUUUAGUGUAUAUUAAUGAUUCUCUCAUGGAAUAAAAUCAAUAUGGUUUAAUUUAAGUUAAAUUCUCUCGUAGACUGUCUAGUCUUUGAAAUAUGAUCAAAUUUCCCUUACUAUAAAUUGAAAAUGUUGUCACACUAUUAGCGUAUUCAUUUAGCUAAUAAUAUGUUUUGGAGCAUUUUGAAGAGACACCAUGACAAUAUUUGGCAUUUACUCAUUGAAACGUGUAUUGUGACUAAGUUGCAUGGUUUCUGCGUUGAAGAUUUUUUUUAAUGCAUCUCUUAUGUUACACAUUUUUCAUAACUCAAUGUUUAUUGAAUUAUCCAUUUUUCAAUUGAAACAUUUUUGUGAUAAAGGAACACUCCAAAUACCAUAACCACUAUUACCCACUAUAAUGGUUAUGGCUGUUGGGGUGCCUGGUGCCUUCUUAAGGUUAGUAAUGAAACCAGUUCAACAACUUACAUGGGGUGAGCUGGGUGCUCUUCACCUCCUCCUGUGUCCCCGAAAUAUGUAGCAGAGCUUAGGUCAAUGCCUGAGCCAUGCAGAGCUUAACCCAGUAACUAAGAGGCAUGCAGAGCUUAACCCAUUAACUAAGAGCCGAGCAGAGCUUAGCUAGUUGACGGAGAGCCGAGCAGAACUUAGCCCAUUGACGGAGAGCCGUGCUUAGCUUAGCUCGUUGACCAAGAGCCGUGCAGAACUUAGCUCGUUGACAGAGAGCCCUACAGAGACUAGCUCAUUGAUCGAGAGCUAAGCAGAGCUUAGCUCGUUGACUAAGAGCUGAGAAGAGCUUAGCUCGUUGAUCAAAAGCUGUGCUGAGCUUAGCUUGUUGACAGAGAGUCCUACAGAGACUAACUCAUUGAUAGAGAGCCGCGCAGAGCUUAGCUUGUUGACUAAGGCCGAGAAGAGCUUAGCUCGUUGACCAAGAGCCGUGCAGAACUUAGCUCGUUGACAGAGAGCCCUACAGAGACUAGCUCAUUGAUCGAGAGCUAAGCAGAGCUUAGCUCGUUGACUAAGAGCCAAGAAGAGCUUAGCUCGUUGAUCAAAAGCCAUGCAGACUGAGAGCAUGCAUAUGAUCCUCCCAGCCAACAAGCCUGGCCUGCACUGUAGGGCUUGGCUUAGUAGCGCUAAAGGAAGCCCUUUGUUAGAGGAGGUGAUCAGCGAACUCCAGGUAAGCCGCUAAACCUAUCUCAUGCAGUUUGACUUCUUACCCUGGGAGGGCUCCAAGCCAGUUCGGGCAUCAUAAUCACAAAAGCAGGCUGUAGGUAUCAUGCUCAGAGUGUUCCUUUAAAUUUUACACGAUUCCCACUUCUCUGAAUAAAUAUCUUUGCGUUUACUAAACUAAACAAUGACUUGAAAGUUCACAUAGUCAAGUUGGAAAUGUUUCCGUCUUGUUUUUUGGCCUAAUCUUUGCAAUUUGGUAUUCAUGUCACUAGAGUUCACUGUUUCCUGAAUACAUUUUUAAUGUAUAGUUAAUUUGGGCUUUGAAUUAAGUAAAAGAAAAGUGAUUUUGAAGAAGGCAGAAUCCCACAAUUAGGAGAUCUGUACGAGAUCCAUCGAUGCCUUAAAGGAAUUUUGACCUGAGGGGACAUUAAUCUAAUUUCUGCUUCUUUUUGAAGUGAAUCUGAGAUUCAUCAAAACUCUGUGCUGUUAAAAAGGAAAAGGAUGUACCCACAGCUACAUGUAACAGGGCAGCGGGCAUUAAAACCCAGCCACACCAAAGAACCUUUUACAGAGGAUCAAAAAUAUCCUCGAUUUUCUUGCACAGAGCAGAUAACAGGAUGAGCAUUUAAAUGUUUCCCAUAUGACUUGAAAGACCGCACAGACAGGGGGGUGAAUGUGUUUACAUGUAUUUUAAAUCCACAUUUUGAUGUUCUGCUACUUUCUAAUCCUGGGAUGGGGUGUCGACAUUUAAGGGGAUAUUUGAUCUUUUCAAAGGUAUAGGUCAUCCACUGCCAAAAAGUAACCCAUCAACUACAACACCCAUGAAGCCUUUCCAGCCUUUUGAUCACUCCCAGUGUAGGUCUAAAUUAACCUGAACUAUAGAGACAAAUGUACUGUCCCUCUAACAUAAUGGAACCAUUAUCCCAAUUUUGCAGCUGGUAACUUCAGCCAUCAUAGCAUGUUAUAAAGUAUUAAUAUCCAGCUGAAUGACAAUCAUUUUAUUAAGCUAGGAAAGAUUUAGAACUGAGUAAUACUAGUUUAUAAUCCAGCUAUCCGGUUCUGUAUGCGCUAGAGGCAGUGCAGUUGGGAUACUAACUAGUGAGUUACCUUACUGACGUGUUUUAUUAUUUAGUGUAGAAUGGUGGAAUAAAUGUUUUUAUUGUAUUAUUAAAAGCAAGUACUAUAUGUUGUAUUAUUAAAUGAUUUCCAAAUGUCUAGAUAUAUAUCUGGAUCCAAUCAUGCUUUAAUCUAUACAUAUUGUGGCAAUUUAACUAAUGCAUUGAUUGUAUUUUAUAAUUCACAUAUAGCAGGCCCUGUUGAUAUUUUUUUUAUAAAAAACAAAAACAAACAAACAUGUUUUCAGGAAAUAAUCAUUUACGGGAUGAUGGGUAAUUGAGAUUAGAAGAUAAUUUAUCAAAUUGUAAUAAUAUGCUGUUUAGUUCAUUUAGUGGAAUUAUAAUUUGAGAUAUGAUGCAUAGAUCAAAACAUCAGAUUGGCACUCCAGUGUAAUGUUGAGAGGAACCAGCCAGAUUCAAAAUAUGAAACAUGCGUAUACCCAACUGUGUUGGACUUUAUACAUUCUGAGAUACGCAAGUCUUUUAUAUCCUACAAAAUAUGCAGCUACAGACAGAAUUCAAUUUAUCACAACUAUGUUUCUCAAUGCUUCUUUUUUAGCAGUGUCCUGUCUUAUAAAAUGUUUUUUAAUUUAAGACAAGAGUAAAACCGUGACCACACAUGGACUGUGCAGUUUUGUUAAUAAUUUUUCUUGAUUCUCCUAGAAUUUGCCAUCAAACGCAUCAUGGGAUCGGUUAGGAGAUUGGGGAGAUCGUACAGAGGAAGCCGUCAAGCAAGGCUCUCACAAAUUCAUCAAUGAGCUAGAUCUCUCACAGCUGAAAGAAGAAGAUCUGAUACCUGCUAUUCAUCAGGGCUCAACUCUUGGACAUGGCGACAAAACCUCUAAGAAAGAGGAACGCUACAAAAAAACAGACUCUACUGAAGAAAAUAUCACAUCCGACAAGAAGAAGAGACCCAUCUCAGAGGGACGCAUUCCAACAGACCAAUCCACCAAUGACAUAAUAGACUUGACAGAAGACCCGGUUCACACCAAGGCAAGCCCCCUGCCCACACCAGUUUCCAACGCCUACUUCAACUCAACAAUUGACCGCUUUCCUACAGCACCACCCGACCAAGAGAAUUGGACCACUAUCGUAAUUACAUCACACGCUUACAAUGAUACUUCCACACAGAGGAGUUCAGGCAGUGUUGAGGGGGUACUGGAUAAAAAGACUACAACAAGUAAUAAGCCACUGAAUACUCCUGUUCGUGGCUUUCCAGGUCCACGUGGCCCUCCUGUAAGUAUGAGAACGUUCGUUACUACCAUCAAUUCCAUCUUCAGUUUUCACACUGGAACAAUGCAACCUAAAAGUAACAUUAAGCUAUUCUAAAUUAUAAUAUAUAUAUUUUUUCAGGGUAUACAUACCACUGUGUUGUAUUGACACCAAAUUUGUAGUAAUAUACACCGUAUUUAAUAUAUUAACAUUUAUUUAAAUAAAUCUCUCAACACAAUAAAUGGUUUCAUUAUUAUAAUAUUUUUUUUAACAUUUAUUUAAAGGGAUACUAUAGGCAUCAAAACAACUUAAGCUUAAUGAAGCAGUGUUAGUGUAUAGAUCAUGCCCGUGCAGUCUCACUGCUCAAUUCUCUACCAUUUGAAAGUUAACUCAAUUGUCUUUUUGUCCAUGCAUCCCUAGCCACACCUCCCCUGGCUGUGACUGACACAGCCUGCAUGAAAAAAAAGGUAUCAUUUCAAUCAGAUAUUUACUUACUUUAGAAGAUCUCCUGCUCUGUAAAUUAAAAUGUAAUCUCUCUCAGGAAGCUCCUGCAGGGUCUAGCAGUAUAUUAACGUUGCAGGAGAUAAUACAUCCUAAAUUAGCAGAGUGUGCAAUAAAGGAAGUUUAAACAUUAGAUGUCUCUUUGCAGGAAGUGUUUAAGAAGGCUGUGUAAGUUACAUGCAAUGAGGUGUGACUAGAGCUGUAUAAAUAAAGUGAUUUAAUUCACAAAUGGCAGAGAAUUGAGCAGUGAGACUGCAGGGCCAUGAUCUCUACACCAAAACUACUUGCUAAAGUGGUUUCGGUGACGGAAAUUAAAAACUACCCAAUGUUCUUUUUCAAAUGCUGGCAACUAUGUUUAAGGGGUCCUAUGCUAUUAAUUUAAGGGGUGUGACUGUAAUUCCUUUAUAUUUUACAAUAUAGAUCACGUUUGGGGAUCAUUCAUACACAGGUUACUUACUGCAUUUUAGGGGGGAAUUUACAAGAUUAUUAAAAUUUUUAGGCAAAAAUAACCAAAUUCAUAAAAUAGUUGGAUGGGAUUUUUUUUUUUUAAUUCAGUUUAGUGAGCCUGAAAUUUGCAGUUCCUUUGCCAGUUCACCAACCGUUAGUGAAUAACCCUGUAAGGUUUGAUGUUCAGGGGAAAUCCCAUGAAUCUGUCUGUUGGCAGCUGUUAGACAUGAAAUGUAAGAAAUGUGAUUUUAGCUUAUUUGAAGCAAUCUGAGCAGUGAUUGUGGGUGAAGUGCCACAGUGCCACCUAGAGGAAAAAUAUGAAAAUACAUGAUGGGUAUCUGUAUAGCUAGAAGUCAACACAAACGGAGACCUGGAGCAUGCUGUAGUUGUUAUGGUGCUUGGUGUUCCUUUAUUGAGAGAAUGGCUUAUCUAGUAAUGCUAACUUUUUCUCAUGGUCUUUAGUAAUGUUUUAGUGUGAAAGUAUAGUGCAAAAUCUGCUUUAGAAUUUAAUUGCAUCGGUGGACAGAAAUUAGAUCAGAUGAAAUUAUCGUCAGUUCUACCAUUCAAUCGCUCGCAAUAAAACACUGAGAAAAAGCCAUAAUGCUUCAUUGUUGGAUUAACAUGUUCAGUUAUUUUUCACACUGUAACAAACAAUAUACUCCUUGAUCCAUAGGGGUUAAAGAGGAGCUGUCACUUCCCAGGAAUCUUAAUACUAUAUUUAUACAUCCUACGUAUUUAACAAAUAUGUGUUUGACGUGUGAAAACAAAGCUUAGCACAAGUUCUGCGUGAUUUCCAUUGAUGGUUAAUUUGCAGAGAAGUAAUGUUCCUUUUUAAAUUUACUGAACCCUCACCCCUAGGAUAGUUGCCAGAUGGAGGCAUUAAUGAGUAACAUGUACAAAAAAAACAACAGUAUUUCAAUUCAGCUUUAUUGUGGUUGGGAAAAAGCAAAUAUUGACCAUAUCCAGUUGCCAAGCAGAUUGGCUAGAAAGGGUAUCGGUAUCUGUGGUCAUGGAGGCUCACCUGGCACAUGGUUCACACAAACUGAAGGAUGCUCAGAGCUUGUUACCCUUACCCUUUCCUGGCACAGCAUGAAAGCUAUGUUUUGGGUUUCCCAUAAUUUACUUCAGUCAAAUUAAUUUGAAAACGAUUUGGAAAAGAGAAUCAGACAAACUAAAGAGGCAUAAAAAUGGGCAAAUCAGUGAACGGCACAAUAAAUACAUAGUAUAAAUAUUAAGUACACUGAUAGACACAAUUUCCUACUAUUUGGUUAACAGAUCAAGUGAAAUAACGUAACCAAUGAAUGGGAAAAAAAGAGAAUCCGUAAAUAAUCAAUAUGUAUAUGUUCCUUAAAAAUAUAUAAAUAUAGAAUUUUUUUGCAACGCCUCCUUUUUCCCUCUAUUGCUCACUUCUCACUUGAUUAGUAAAUUAAAUAAUUUAGUGAAUGUCCCAUAGCCAUCAACCAUCUUGUUUCCUAUUAAUCAUCUCUCUUUUUUUUAGAGCAAUUCCGAAUCCCUUAACAAAACAAACAUGCUCGUACACCGCGCAUUUCGUUUUGUGACUUGGAGUUCGUGAAUUCGAAUGAUCGCCUGAUUGGCCCAAAUUCCACAUCUAUUACUUCUGAGUGAAGUUCAGUUAGACAAUUUCCUCUGUUUCACUAAUUCCUGUUCUCCGAGCGAAGCAUGUAUACUUUGGUUUACUUUAGAUGUUAGUAAAAUAUUACUGGGCGCUGGCGCUGGCUGGUGGCAUGGUAGAAGAUAAUUGCAUUAUUGAUAUUUGUUUCAGGGCUGCCGUGGCCGUCCUGGAUUUCCUGGACCAAAAGGAGACAAGGUGAGCAUAGCACAGUGCAGUUAAAAAAAAGAAUGUGAAAAAUCUACUUAAAUAGCAAAAUCCAAAAAAACUUUAUUAAGACUCUAUAAAAAGGCAUCAAUUGCCAGUAACAACACCAUUAAGAUAAUAACCACUAAAUAUAUAUUGAGAGGUCCUAACACAUUAAAUCCAAUAGGACGAAGAAGAAAAACUCCCAAUAAGUGCCAGCCGCCCUGGAAACAAAAAGAGUGAUGAUCCCGGCAUAGAGUGUGAAACGCGUGUCGAGUGCUUGCAACUUUAUACUACUUUUUCUUUGUUUUUUCCCCCCAUUUUCUAUAUCCAUAAUUUUUACUCUUUUUGUGUCCAUGCCAGUUGGCAAAUAAAUAUGAACAAGUCUCUUUUGUAGCCUUUUGACCAGGCUAGGAUAGGGAACAGCUAACCCUGGACACAAUUCUCUGCCUAUAUUCAAGGUUCUUAACCCCUGUGACAAACUCUCCUUUUCAAGUGAGUUUGCCACGCGCUCCUGGAGAAGCCUGCUUGCCAGCCUCCUGCCCACAGACUAUGGGCCCUGCAGGGAAACCUGUAAAAUACUACUAAACUUGACCGACUGUUAGCACUGAUUUCCCUGGAACUGUUUUGGGCAUGGGGCCAUGCUUGCGGUCGGUCAAAACUAUGACUUCCAAGAAAUUCCUGAACCGAUCUGGUUGAUUUUUGGAUAUGUUGUUCACCCAGAUCAGGGCUAUCAGGGGAUGUGUUGGAUCUUGGGGUACUUUCUGAACUUUGUGAAAAUGUGGAUUUUCUGCCUGGAGAUAAUUGAGUUACUUACAGGACUUUACUCAAUUAUCUCCUAAGCAGAGAGGAGGGAUUGUGUGCUGUACAUGGGCAUAUCACAGACUGUAUGAUUGUUCUGAUUGGUUUAUGUCCUUUGUGUUCCAGGCCCCAUCAGGUCCAGGGGGUGUUCCUCUGGCCUGGAAAAUUAUAUAAAAGGCCAGAGUGUCCCAUUAACCUAGAGAUUCCUGCUUACACUCCAAAACUGUGUGUCGUCCAAUUAUUGGAGGGAAAGAAGAUUUACUCCUGUGUCUGCUGUUCCAGCUUGCAAGAGAUUCAACAGGGAAAGUCCUUGUAAGGACUAGAGCUAAUUCCCCAUUUGGUUCCAGAGUUCCCAGGACUGAGUGUCGUCCAGUGCCUGGAGGUGUCAGAGCUAAUUUUCCCCUUUGGCUCCAGGAGGGAGGUGGCGGUUCCAGGGCCCCACUCAAGCUACAGUGACUGAGGGCAAGAAGUGCUGCGGUUUGUCCCCUGUUACAGCUAGGAAGCGGUCCUUCGGCAGAGGUGCCUAGUCGGGGUCCCAGGUGAUCCGUUACAACCCCCUUCUGGUUACUUUAGAUAACUAUUUUAUAUUCUCAGAGGCCCUGUGACCCCUAGUGAAAGCUUAGGGGUAUUACAUAUAGGGAAUCAUUAACUUGGGAUUCUAGCUGCCUAUCAUAUAUUCUUUAUCAAUUGUUAGUAACAUCAAACAUCUUAGAGGGGAUGGUUUCUAACUAUUUUUUGGGACUUUUUGUUCUUUGUCCUAUUAGGUUUCAUGUGGUAGUACUUAAUAUAUAUUGAGUGGUUAUUAUCUUAAUGCUUUGUUAUUGGCAAUUGAUGCCCUUUUCUUGCGUCUUAAUAAAGGUUUCUGGAUUUUACUAUUUGUGUACAUUUUCCACAUUAUUUUGAUGGUUCAAAUUAAAGGGCUUAAACCCUUUGUUUAUGUGGACAACCCGGAUAUACUCUAGGGAUUGUACCACAAAUAUUUAGCAUUGUGCAGUAUUACAGUGUUACAUAGAAUAGCAUAGUGCAGUAUUACAGUGUAACAUAGAAUAACAUAGUGCAGAAUUACAGUGUAACACAGAAUAGAAUAGUGCAGUAUUACAGUGUUACAUAGAAUAGCACAGUGCAGUAUUACAGUGUAACAUAGAAUAACAUAGUGCAGUAUUACAGUGUUACAUAGAAUAACAUAGUCCAGUAUUACAGUGUAACAUUGCAUAGCGUAGUGUAGUAUUACAGUAUUACAUAUAAUAGCAUAGUCUAGUAUUAUAGUGCUCUACAGGGAGUGCAGAAUUAUUAGGCAAGUUGUAUUUUUGAGGAUUAAUUUUAUUAUGGAACAACAACCAUGUUCUCAAUGAACCCAAAAAACUCAUUAAUAUCAAAGCUGAAUAUUUUUGGAAGUAGUUUUUAGUUUGUUUUUAGUUAUAGCUAUGUUAGGGGGAUAUCUGUGUGUGCAGGUGACUAUUACUGUGCAUAAUUAUUAGGCAACUUAACAAAAAACAAAUAUAUACCCAUUUCAAUUAUUUAUUAUUACCAGUGAAACCAAUAUAACAUCUCAACAUUCACAAAUAUACAUUUCUGACAUUCAAAAACAAAACAAAAACAAAUCAGUGACCAAUAUAGCCACCUUUCUUUGCAAGGACACUCAAAAGCCUGCCAUCCAUGGAUUCUGUCAGUGUUUUGAUCUGUUCACCAUCAACAUUGCGUGCAGCAGCAACCACAGCCUCCCAGACACUGUUCAGAGAGGUGUACUGUUUUCCCUCCUUGUAAAUCUCACAUUUGAUGAUGGACCACAGGUUCUCAAUGGGGUUCAGAUCAGGUGAACAAGGAGGCCAUGUCAUUAGAUUUUCUUCUUUUAUACCCUUUCUUGCCAGCCACGCUGUGGAGUACUUGGACGCGUGUGAUGGAGCAUUGUCCUGCAUGAAAAUCAUGUUUUUCUUGAAGGAUGCAGACUUCUUCCUGUACCACUGCUUGAAGAAGGUGUCUUCCAGGAACUGGCAGUAGGACUGGGAGUUGAGCUUGACUCCAUCCUCAACCCGAAAAGGCCCCACAAGCUCAUCUUUGAUGAUACCAGCCCAAACCAGUACUCCACCUCCACCUUGCUGGCGUCUGAGUCGGACUGGAGCUCUCUGCCCUUUACCAAUCCAGCCACGGGCCCAUCCAUCUGGCCCAUCAAGACUCACUCUCAUUUCAUCAGUCCAUAAAACCUUAGAAAAAUCAGUCUUGAGAUAUUUCUUGGCCCAGUCUUGACGUUUCAGCUUGUGUGUCUUGUUCAGUGGUGGUCGUCUUUCAGCCUUUCUUACCUUGGCCAUGUCUCUGAGUAUUGCACACCUUGUGCUUUUGGGCACUCCAGUGAUGUUGCAGCUCUGAAAUAUGGCCAAACUGGUGGCAAGUGGCAUCGUGGCAGCUGCACGCUUGACUUUUCUCAGUUCAUGGGCAGUUAUUUUGCGCCUUGGUUUUUCCACACGCUUCUUGUGACCCUGUUGACUAGUUUGAAUGAAACGCUUGAUUGUUCGAUGAUCACGCUUCAGAAGCUUUGCAAUUUUAAGAGUGCUGCAUCCCUCUGCAAGAUAUCUCACUAUUUUUGACUUUUCUGAGCCUGUCAAGUCCUUCUUUUGACCCAUUUUGCCAAAGGAAAGGAAGUUGCCUAAUAAUUAUGCACACCUGAUAUAGGGUGUUGAUGUCAUUAGACCACACCCCUUCUCAUUACAGAGAUGCACAUCACCUAAUAUGCUUAAUUGGUAGUAGGCUUUCGAGCCUAUACAGCUUGGAGUAAGACAACAUGCAUAAAGAGGAUGAUGUGGUCAAAAUACUCAUUUGCCUAAUAAUUCUGCACUCCCUGUAUAUGGUAGCACAGUGCACCUACUUCCCAUUUUGUCUGUACCUCUCCUCCUGGUACCUACCUAGCUGCACUUACUAUCUACCCACUCUGUACCUCUCCCUGCCCGCUCAUUACUUGCUGCUCCCUCCAUUGAAUACUGUGGCUGGCAGUGAAUUGGUCUUUAUGAACAGUUUCCAGUCUUACUGUAUGAUGUCUGUCUCUGACCACAUCUUGUAUUUCCUACAGGGGGAACGAGGGGUAAUGGGGCGCGUAGGGAUGACAGGGAACCCUGGGCCACGUGGACCACCAGGAUUGCCCACCAUAAUGAUCUGGAGCAACACAAAGGAUGAUUGGGCAGCCUUUUAUGUAAGUCUGUUAACCAACAAAUGAAUCAGUGAUUUUAUACUUAUCCCUUAAUGUUUCCAGCUCAGCUAAUUUCACCAACUUUUAUAAUUCUCCUGUUAUCGCAGCAAUUUCUGAUUUAGUAAUAUAUUUUCUUUUUAGUAACAUAUAAAAUACAAGGCAAGCGUUUUUUGGUUAGUUUUUUUUUGAGGAUGUGACAUUUCUAAAAACUUUAUUACAUGACAAAAGCUAUUAAAAAGCAACCUUAAACCAAUGCAUGGCAUAGCUGAAAUAGCAGGGGGUAACCAACAGCUCAGCUGUUUCCCAUAAUGCUUAGCAAUUAACUCUCAAUGUAAGUCUAAAUUGUCCAAACAGACACACAUCGCCUUGCUCAUUGGAAGAAAUUAUGUUACAUGUCUCAUUAUCUGUUUCUUUUUGUCCCUUUUAGCAAACAUCGUUCUAUCAGCUGCUGCACUCCGGUUGGCCUGUGAGUGUGUGUCCUUCGUUUUCACAAAUGGCCCACCGUCUUGGUACAAUGGAUCCUCUUCUGUCCUCUAGUUUUGAUUUGUGGGGAACAAAGUACAGAUUUGGGAUAAGCAUGUCAUCCUAUUUCAUUAUAUACUGUACAACUAGAUUGGCUUACUCAAAAACACAUGUAUUACAUCAGAAAGCAGACUGAAACUCCUUUCAUAUAGAAAAGAGUGUUUAAUUGUCACCCCUUUUUUAAUAAGGGAUCCUUGGGAUACCCUGCAUUAGUUCACAUUUUAGGGUGACAUUAUGAGCACUAGGGAUUUCUUAAUGCCUUGCUUCUCACUCCUGGCGACCCCUUUAGUUAUUUCCCCCCCUAAUUUUAUUAUAUGAUUUUUAUUUUUUUUAAUUGGUAUUUUGCCUGCUGGCAGUUUGUGACUUGCUAGUUAAUUUACUUUUUGUAGGGGGUAGCAAAAUAGCAAACACAAUGAAAGCUCCAAAACUGCUUCUUUUUGUCAAAAAUCAGACAUAAUUCUGAUGCAGAUUGAUGAUUCUCUUAAUUUCUUUGCCUGACUGCAAUUCAAAAAAUUAUUCCAUCACUGUAGACACCUUAUUCUCCCAUAGUGCAUUUGCAUUAAUAUUUUGGGAGGUAAAAUGGCUCGCUGGGAGUGUUACUCAGUCUCUGUAAAUAUUUACAUACUAAAGAAUUUUAAAAUGAAAAUGAUAUCAAGCCAAAAUGUGUCUAUUAACCAAACAUUGAGCUGUGGUGACAUGACUACCCAGUUGCAAAAUGUGUCUAUUAACCAAACAUUGAGCAAAAUGUAGACUAAACCAAUAGGGAAAAACCUUCACUUCAGCCAAGGUGCAUUUGAAUUUUUCAAAUUUCUAAUUAUGGCCUUAAAUUUGCCAGUCUCUAUCCAACUCAUUGCAUAGCAGAUAAACCCCAUCUAUAUCAGUGGACAUGAUGUCAUUUAUGUUUUACCAAGGUGUAGAUUUUUAAUUCAACAUUAAAUUGUUUUUUAAUAUUAACUUACCUCUCUGUAAUGAUAGCAGGGUUAUCCACUAAAGUGGAAAAAGUCAUUUUCAAAUCUUAGCAUAAAGUAGCCAAAUUGCGUACAGCCAACUGGAAAUGUUUUGGCUUUUUUUCAAUUCGUCUGUUUUGAUCUAAAAUUAAUUUCAAAUUCACUUUGAAUUCCUGACAACUGUAACGUUGGUGAAUAACGCUGACACUAAUAUUUUUGCAUUUGAUAUAUUUUAUUAGCUUAUUUGGGGUAUUUACAAAGUUGCAAUGGGGUUUUUUUUUUUUACUUUGUGUAAAUCAAAACAGUAAGACAAGAUAACUGGGGGGAGCCAUCUUACUGCGAAAACAGACUACAUUAAAGAGAACACAAGUCGCUGUUGCAAGUUACAUUUUUAAUGCCCUUACAUUUUCACAAGCACAGCAUUUCUUGACGUCUGGUAAAAUAAUAGCCAUCAUCACAAAUUGCAUGAACACAGACGCUCAAUGUGAAAUGAAUGAGAUAUCACUUUUCUGGAAUGUGUGACUUAACAUUAAAUCACAAGGUUAUUCCACUGUCAACAAUGUUCAACAUCGUAUCAUAUUGUUUUAAUUAUUCAUUUAUUUUAAUUGGCCACUAGGUGAUUUGGCAUAUAGAGCGAUUCUGGGGUAAAGUUCUUGAAAGUGGAGCAGUCACCAUGGAAACCAAUGUUCUUGCGAUUGCUCAGUUUUAGAAUACUGUCUCAGGAUUUCUAAAUACAUGUUAAUAUGUUUGAUUUGAUUCUCAUUCAUUUAUGUUUCCAAAUUUUUCUUUAUUUUUUUUUUUUAGCGAAGUCGGGGUCCUGUGGGCCUUCCUGGUAUCUCUGGCAAACCAGGAGCGCCGGUAAGAGAAAAAAUAAAAUGACUCCAGCAUCGUAGAAUGAAAGAGAUUAUAUUCUUAUAUAUUAUACUAUCCACAGUCAGGGAUUCAUCAGAACAUCCCAGGAUUUUUGACCUGUAAUAUUGUCCUGGCUUUGUUCCUGGACCCCUUAUAUCUGGUGACUGUUGGAGAAUCAAAGCUUAUCACUGCAAAGCUUAUCAUGCGAAAAAAGAGUGUGUUUGGUUUUUUGGGUUGGCCCACCCGUGCAUCACCAAUGACUCACACAGUGUCCUUGCCAUGUGCCCGACUAGCCACAUCUAACCCCCUAUCCCAUAUUCGUAGCACCCAUUAUUGGGGAUACAAUGAAUUGUGAUCAUCGUCUUGGAAAGUGAAUGAAGUAGAUAAGCAGACAGUUUUGCCAAAUGAGUGAAAAGAGAUUGAUAGUAAUUUAAUAUAUAGUAGAUAUAGUAUGGAAAACAGUUAGUGAUGUAUUCAUAAACCAGUGAAUUGUGGUGAUUUAAAAGCCAAUGUUGUAAAAUUUUGAUCUGUAUAACAAAGCUCUCCCAAAAGAUUCUUGAAUACAGUUAUAUUCCUACCUUGGUUAUCAGGGGUUACAUUUUGCAAAUAUGGCUUUCACCGCACCACAUUUCACUGUUCAGUGAAUAAACAACUUGCACUAAACCGAGAAUUGUUAGAAAACAAAAAAGGAGUUUCAACUUUUUGGGUAAAGUAGCAGAAUUCCUAGUUUAGUGCAUAAACCUCAAUCAGUUUUAUUGAGCCACGCAAACCUAUACUGCCAUUUCUUGCACCAUUACACUUUGCCAAUGCUGCCAUGUACAGAGCAUGCUGGGAUUUAUUCACUUAACACUGAACUAUGUGCAGUUUUGCAAAAACUAGGCUAAAAGUAACAAAAUUGAAAAAAAAAAACUUAAUUAGACAAUUGUUUGAAAUUAGCUAUUUUUGACUUUCGAUUAUCAGUUCAUCACAUUUCACUGUUCUUUUCUGCAUAAAUCACUUUGUGCAAGCCGGUUGUGGAAGUUCUGACUUGUGAUGAAUAGUAAAGUGUUUGACAGGAUUGGUAAUAUCUUCAGACUGAGACGGGUUCAGUAUACAAACAUUAUACGAUUCCCGGCCUUGUUUUUACUAAAGCAGGAAGCCUUGCAAGUAAUGUGAGUUGCAUGAGAAAAGUAAAUCUAUACGACCCAUUUAAAAAUCAAACAUGUUCUGAUUGGCUGAUUGCAAUUGUAUUGUGUAUGACUGUAAAGAAGUAAUGGCAGCUCCAUGGUUGCAGUAAUUAAAUCUAUCCAGGAGAUCUAAAAGUGAAAAGAGGCAAAUCCCACAACGUACACAUUAUAUAUGUAGACUUCUCUCUAUUUGUGCAUUUUUCUAUACACCCCAAGUUAAAACUAUUAACCUUUUAUUAAACAAGUAUUCGUGGGAAUUCAUAGUAAAUAUUUCUCUUUCUGAUGCGUAGGGACCACCUGGAAAACCAGGGACGUUGGGAGAAAAGGGACAGAGGGGUCCAAUGGUAUGAAAACUUUCCAAUUAUUCCUUCUCAAUCCAAGUUUAUCUUUGUAAUUAAAGGGAUAUUGUAGGCACUAUAACUAUCUCUUCUCAUUGAAGUGGCUAUAGUGCCUGGAGCCUCCUGGUGUUGUUCCUCAAUUCACAGUUUAACACUGAAUGCGGGUCCCUGGCUUCCCAUAGCUCCACUCCCAUUAGAGAUGUGGCGAAGGCAGAGAUUACACAGUUCCAUCUAGCCAUAGCAAUUCAUACCAGCAAUGGCUCUUAUUGGUGGAAAACGGUCAGCUGACACUCUCGGUCAAUAACAGCCACCCAUUAUUUUGCAGCCUAAUGUUUCCUCAUUAACCCAAGCAGCACAGAGGGGAUGGGCUGCUGGGGGCUCCUGUUUAACAUUAAAAAUGGUUUAACUCUGAAUAAAAGGACAGCACCAGGGGACUCCAGGCACUAUAACCACUUCAAUGGGAUAAAACAGUUACAGUGGUUACAGUGCCCCUUUAUAUAUUGAUUUAUCCAACUUUUUAUGUCUCCUUUUUAAUUUUUUAUGCAAAUGUUAUGGUAACUAUCGGUUUAAAUGUUUCCGUGUGUUAAUAGAUAAACAUAUUACAAAUUGCAACAUAUCACUUGAGUUUCGGAGCCUGGGAAAUUAAUUUUUCUGAACAUUUUAUCUUAUAUGAAAACUGUCAUACAUUUGUAUUACUAUUAUUCUAAUUUAAAUUUACAUGUUUUAUAUUCUUUUUUUCAGUGCAUUUUCUGGCUUACUUUUGCUCUGUGGGGGCAGCCAUGUUUAAGUCUCAGACCACCAAACCACUCAUGUAGUUCAGAGUUCCUGGGAAUUUCAAAAACACUCUAUGAGCUGGUUCAGUCAUUCAAAUUGUGCAUGGAGACCUUGGAGGGGACAAGUGGUACUUGCGACCUUUUUAAAGAUGACCAACCCUGUAGAGCAUAAGUGGGCCAGGAGAUGCACUUAUUAACAUAUAUCGAUAUAUUCUACAAUAGGGUAUAAUACAUGUAAUCUUUUAAUUCGAAUUUAAAUUUAAAAAAAAUACAGUGGGGUGUACUCUAAGUUGCUGCAAGGAAUGCCAUUAGCAAGAUAUUUUAAAUCUUAGAUUGUGUAUCAAAGGAGGGGAAGCGUUUAGGCAGCACACUUUCAAUGUUCUGUGAGCAGCAGUUCAAUGCCCAGGAUUGCUUUGCAACAUACGUACCACAGCAAAUUGUUUCCCCCCUGACAUAAAAAAACAGUACUUUCAAAGAUCCUUGUGUAAAGACAUGUAUGUGUUUUGUCUUAUUUUUAACUCCGUUUCCCAUACAAGGUAUCUUAAUAUAAAAAUAUCUAAUUAUUUGUCAGCAGAUACUUUUUGGCUCUCUAUUUUUUUGAUUGUGCUCAUUUUCUUUGUAUUAACCCCUCAGGGACUACAUGGACCCACUGGUUUACCGGGGCUGCCUGGUAUCCCUGGCAAAGAUGGAUCAUUUGGAUUAGAUGGAAAACUCGGUUCUCCUGGAUUCGCAGGAGCAAAGGUAAUCCCCAUACAUGAUAGGUCGACUUUGGACAUAUCUAUCGCAUUCAUAGCUUUGCAAAAUGUAUUUCCUACAUGCACCAGUUUCCUUGGAUGCAAUCUCAGUCUUCCAUUUAGAUACAGAUCUUUGGUUUUAAGAUUGGUUUUGAGAUUAGAAGCUGGACACCAAGGAGGACAUUUUCUCACUCCAUUAAAUGAACCCAGCAAUUCGUUGGUAUGAAGGUUCGAUAUUAAAGACCUGUGGCUGAAACAGACUUAACUGUCCCCAGUGCUAAGUCCUAGUUUAGUUUGUUCCUAGGUCGGACCAUAAGCAAGAGACUCCAACCACUGCCACCUGUGAUAUUGUAUGGCCUGGCCAUCUUGUGAUAGAAACAUUUGUACGAGAACAGCUGCCCUGCCCUUAUUGGAUAUGGGAGCAAUUACUGUCACAUUGUCAUCUCAUCUUAGAUACGUUUCUCAAAUUUCCUGAGACCAGCAUCACCACCUCUGUUAGAGCAGAUAGGAAGUCAGAUUAAUUUGUCUUCUCCAGGCUCUAGCAAUCAUACACAUUCUGAGUAUGUCUGUCUUUUUACAGGGGCAGCAAGGCUUUAGAGGGGAUCAAGGACCUGUGGGUGAAAAGGGAGAUGAAGUAAGUGAUACCUUUUUUGCUGACCUUUGGGGCUAGAUACAUUAUCUGGAUACAUUAUAAUCCUUUAUAAAACAUGAGCUCUGUAUCCAAUUUUCUUCUCAUUCUGUUUUCCAAUUGUAUGGCCUUCUUCUCCAUUCCCACCAGGGGGCGAUCUAUUCUGUGAGUUCUCUACUUCUGGAGAUCAUUUAUUAACACGCUUUAUGAGAGCUAUAUGUAUCUGCUGUCUUAUAAUGUGUUUCCCCUGAAAAUGAAUUUACUAUACCUUACACUGAAUCUAUAUGCCAUUAUAUAGCAUGUGGAUAGCAUUCUGAUGUUUAUUAUUCGAACCUUAUUACUAACAGGUUACUACAUUCCAUAUAUCCUUCCAAAUUGUAAUCUCUAUUGUAAUUAAAUAUUUCAGCUAUACAGAGUUCUGUGCUUAUGAUAUACUUACAUUAUAUGUCCAGCCAUAUUUCCAGACCUUAAGGGUACACUAAAAACAAAUCACUCACUGGUAACAAAAACAAGAUCUUUAUUGACCUAUAAAAAACAGGCAACAAAUUGGAAGGAGUCAGAGGCAAACAGCCCGGCGCAUUUUGCUCCUCACCAAGUUCUUAUUUUUGUGCAAAUACCUCCCCAAAGUGCACAAGUUGACAAAAUAACAAUUUAUUCUGCUUUGUAGUUUUUCUUUUGUUAGCAGAUCUUUUCUUCUGCAAUUUAUAACAUGUUUAGAAUAUAUAGUGAAUAAAAACGUAUAUUUUCGCCAUUUAAUGGCUGGGAUUUGGAAGUAAGGAGAAAAGACUUGGUUUUAACUUUUUGUUACAGGGGUACGUUGGAUCUUCAGGACCGAUCGGUGAAAAUGGAAUUAAGGGGGUAAAGGUAAAUGUUUAAUGCAAUAAUUCAUUUAGAACUGUGAAGGAAUAGUAAAAAAAAAAAAAAAAAAAAUAAAUAAAUAUAUAUAUAUAAUUAUUGCCUAUUUAGCGGCCUUGGUGAAAUAUUUGUGAUGUUAACGUGGUAAAUCUUUCAAGCAUUUCAUAAGCAUUUUGAGAAAACUAAUUCAGAUUAUUCUAUUCGUAUGGAAGCAAAGGGUAUAGGUGUGGAUGUAAACAGUGAUUUUUCCCCAAACCAUGUUUAAGCAAUUUCUCUGCAGCUCAAGACAGUGACCCAACGUAAUGUGUAUCUGUGCACAGCAGUCUCACGCCUUGAGCACACCUAUGGUGACACCUUAUACAGGCUUGGUUUUCAUUCCAGGUGUCUAAAACCACUAAUAUGCUGUGGAUACAAAGUAUUUCCAUUCACUAAUAUAAUAUACUUUAAUAUAAAACUAAGUGUAUAUAUACAACCAAUAUACUUAUGAUUCUUUUUUUUGCAGGGUUUAAAGGGAGAGCCUGGUCCCCCUGGGUCUGUAGGAGUAUCGGUAUGUUCUAAUUUAGAGCCUUGAAUCUCCCCAACUCUGUAAUCAUUUUAAUUUUACUGAAUAUGUAUUCUUCUUAGGGUCCAAAGGGUGUGAAAGGCGAUUCAGGAUUCCAAGGACCUACAGGACCAACAGUAAGAAAUUAGGGGUGACAGGCUUCCAGGAGCAGUUUUACAGCCUAAAUUACUUUAGUAUUUUCAUUAUAUUGUAGAUGUAUAGUAUAAAUCCAAAUACAUAUGCAUAUGAGAUAUAUUCUGGUGAUCUAAAACACAAUUAUUUAGUUUAUAACUAUUUAACUAUUAGUCGUAUAUAAUGCAGUCUGACUACCAUAUCAAUACGCCUAAAGAGGGCAAAAAUGGUUCGGAGCUUACUAUACCUUACACUCUGUGGCUGGAGUUUUUGUAAGAUCUGAUGCGUAAGGGUAGCUGACAUAGAUUUAGAUGUAUGGCGACAUAGUUGAUUUAUUCAAAUCUGGAACCUUUUUUCCCCCUUCUUCUGUCUUUUCACUUUUUCUUCAGUUUUCUGCGACCCGAGAAUUACUUAUACACAUUGCUCGGUUUAUUACUGUUCAACUGUUUUUAAGGGCUUAUAAUAUCAUGCUUUUUGUACACCUCAGAUUGGCUUGUACUUGUAUGCCCCCGAUUGCUAUCCUCCCAGCCCUGUUGUGGUCUUUUCCAUGCACUUCUCCUUCUCCAUUUUCAGAAAAUGUAAAAUACAAAUAAAGAUUGUAAAAAUAAAAUAAAAAAAUGUCUUGGAACAGUGCAAGUAAGUAACACACUACCAGCCUUCCGAAAAGUAUGGCAGCCGUGGGAAUCAGGAGCACCAAGGCCAGUAGCCUUAAAUAGGACACUAUGUAUGGAUAUUUCCUCCAAGGCCAUUUCUUCUCUUUUUUUUAUCUUGACUUCUUCCUCCUCGAUAUCUUCGUCUUCCUCUGUUGAGAAAGACAAUACACUUUCUAUUGUUCAUUUUAAAACGCAGAGCAGGAGUGCAAUAUGUUUUAUUGUACUUUGACGCAGGUAAUAACAUGAUAUCAUGUUAAAUAAAGUGUUUGGAAAAAAAUGGUUAGGAAAAAUAAUUCCUAGAUAAUACAAGGCAAAACAUGAAGAUAAUACAAGUUACUGGCCAUGCAUCUUUUAAUCCUGGACAUGACUCUAUAAGAAUUUACUUUGCAGGGGGAAAUGGGCAUCCCUGGAGCUCGAGGGCCACCUGGCCUAGAGGUGAGUCCAUCCUGUAUUCAGUUUUAAGUCUUAAAGUGCUCAUUGUCACUAAAAUAUAAUGUAUUACUUGUUCUUUCUUCCAUUCCUUCAUUGUAUUUAGGGAGAGCAAGGAGAGCCGGGGAUCCCCGGAAAUCAAGGGAUUAAUGGGUCUCAGGUAAGCAGUGUAUCCCUGAAGACAAUAAUAUUAUAUUUCUAAUGCCGUUUUCUAAAGAAUUAAUUAGCUCAUGAGAUAGCUCAGUCGAUAAAACUUCAGCUGCAGAAUUCCGGGUUCAAUUUCUGGCAAAGUCUACCCAGUUCAUCCUUCUGGGGUCAAUCAAAUGGGAACCAUUAGCAGUGAACUGGAGCUUAAUGGACUAACAUUAACAGUUAAACAUGUUUAUUAAUAUACAUUCAUUUUGUCUUUAUUCCAGUGCUAAUAUAUAUAGAUAUAUGAAAUAUAUCUGACAAAUUAUUAGAUGGCUUUUUUUCCCCUUAUGUAUCUAAUAGGGCGAUAUUGGUCCUCGAGGAAUCACUGGUCAUCGUGGUCCACGGGUAGGUAAUAAUAAGAUUUCUAAUCUCAAAACUUAGAAAUGUGUUAUACAAAAAUGUCCAGCAUUGAGUAAAGCCAUAUGGAAUCAUCCAGCAUUGUGAGAAGUUGCAAUGCACACAUUGAGUAGUGUGUAAAGCCACAUGUGAACAUUCCACAUUGAACAAUAUUAUAUGGGAGAGUCCCUUUCGUCCUCAAAGUGAGAUGGGAAUGGUCAGUAUUGAAUGAAACUAGAUGGCGAGUGUGAAUAUUGUGUCAGUCUAAAUAGGAAUGGGCUUGUGUGAAGUGAGAUGGUAAGUGUUCAAUAAAAUAUGUAUUCCUGAUCCUAUAGUAAUAAAACCACCAUCUAGCUCCCCUUGCCUCCCUAAAUAUAGUUAAAUCGUACUUGUAUUCAAAUCUGGAUCUGCCCUUGUCUGCCUCUGAACUGCCUGCUGUGUGCUGACAUCAACAGAAGUGGUAACUUGAGCCAAUUACAAUACUUCCCCAUAGGAUUGGUUGAGACUGUCAAGAAGGCAAAUCAGGGGCAGAGCCAGCACAAUGCAAACACAGCCCUGGCCAAUCAGCAUCUCCUCAUAGAGAUACACUGAAUCAAUGCAUCUUUCUGAGGACAUUUUCAAUGUCUCCAUGCAGAGGGUGGAGACACAGAAUUUCAGUCACACUGUGCAGCACUGCCUCAGGAAGCACCCAGCCAUCUGAGGAGUGGCCAGUGGAGUUAUCAGUAGGCUGUAAAGUAAACACUGCAUUUUCUCUGAAAAGACAGUGUUUAUUGAAAAAAGCCUGAAGUUAAUGAUUCUACUCACCAGAACAAAUUCAAUAAGCUGUAGUUGUUCUGGAGACUAUAGUGUCAGUUUAAUCAAACUAGAUGGGAAUUUUAUUGUUUGUAGCUAUGUGGAAAGGCGCAGAAUGUGUGAAUCUAGGUAUAAAAGGUAGUGUGUUAACCUAGCCUAGGUAGGAAUGGUCAGUAGUGUGUGAACCUAGGUAGGAAUGGUCAGUAUUGUGUGAAUGGUCAGUAGUGUAUGAGCCUAGCCUAGGUAGGGAUGGUCAGUAGUGUUUUAACCUAGGUAGGGAUGGUCAGUAGUGUUUUAACCUAGGUAGGAAUGGUCAGUAUUGUGUGAAUGGUCAGUAGUGUAUGAGCCUAGCCUAGGUAGGGAUGGUCAGUAGUGUUUUAACCUAGGUAGGGAUGGUCAGUACUGUGUGAAUGGCCAUUAGUGUGUGAACCUAGCCUAGCCUACAAGCCCUGGGAAGCCUGUAGGAACAAUCUGUAUUUGGUGUAACUGUAGCAAUUGUCAGCAUUUAGUAUAGCCUUGUUGGAAUGGUUAGUAUUGUAUAAAGCUUGCUGUAAUUGGUCACUGAAUGCUACAGUUGGUGAAAGUGAUUUAGCAGAUCCAUGGAGUACACAGAGGGUUAUAUGGGUGGUCUUUGUCUGAUAGUCAUGUAGGGCAUUCAAAAUCAUGAUUGUUGAGUUGGAAACCUUAAAUACUUUCCACACCAUCGUCCUUCUCCUGCAAGCUGGGGUGUUUCACAAAGCACAGGGCAUAUGGUCUACCCCAUGUGAACUCCAAUCAGUUAUAACCUUUUCUCUGUCUGACAUUAUCUACAGGGACCACCAGGUCUUGAAGGCGUAUGUGGACCCCCAGGAAAGAGAGGACCUCCGGUAAGGAUUUGCUAAGGGUCUAGAGGAUCUUACAGUACUGGCACACUGUUGGCAGUCUUUGUCUCUGCUCUCACCUUAAACUUUAGGCAGGAGGUGUAUGUGUCACCUAACUUUAUUAAUACUGAUAAUGUACAUUUGUCUUAUGUCUCUCUUUUUGUAUUUUGUUACAGGGAAUGAUGGGACCAGAGGGGCCCCCAGGUCAGAAAGGAGAUAUGGUGCGAAUCAAACCAAAAAUAAAUUAAAUAUCACUUUCUACCUGUACAUGUGUGUGUUGGUGUUUAGAGAUAUUUGCCUGUGUUGCUGGCUUUAUAGGUGUAGUAUAAAUAGUUUGUAAGUCCUUGAACUUGACAUUAGUUUUCUCUGAUUUAGUACUCCAGCACAGUGGACAGUAACAGGACACUAUAGUCACCAAAACAAUUUAAGCUUAAUGAAGCAGUUAUGGUGUAUAGAUCUUGCCCCUGCAGUCUCACUGCUCAGUUCUAUGCUAUUUAGUAGUUAAAUCACUUUAUGCAGCCAUAGUCACACCUCCUUGCAUGUAACUUGCACAGCCUUCCUAAACACUUCCUGUAAUGAUAGAUCUAAUGUUUACACUUCCUUUAUUGCAAAUUCUGUAUAAUGUAGAAUUUAUCUCCUGCACGUCUAAUCGCUUGCUAGAGUCUCCUGUGUGUGGUUAAAGUUCAAUUUACAAAGCAGGAGAAAAAAAAGUUCUAAACUUAGUUGACAUAUGUUUUAAAAUGAAACCAUUUUUUCUUUUCAUGCAGGCUGUGCGUGUCACAGCCAGGGGAGGUGUAGUUAGGGCUGCAUAGACAGAAGCAAAGUGCUUUAACUCCUAAAUUGCAGUGAAUUGAGCAGUGCGACUUCAGUGGCAUGAUCUAUACACAAAACAUGCUUCAUUAAGAUAAAAUAGUUUUGGUGUCGAAAGUGUGUCUUUAAAUAGGAGAUCGUGCAUAUCAUCAGAUUCUGUAGGAUUUAUAGUUUACCCCAGAAACUGGCAAGUCUAAACACCAGAAGGGCUUAGUCAUAGAUUGAAAAACAAAUAUAAAAGCAGAACAAUUCCUAGAAACAAAGGAUUUAAACUUGGAUUUCAAGAAAAGUCUAUAUUUUUAAAGCAACACUUACAUUGAUGCAGUGUCUGACAGUAAACGGAUCCAGGAAUGAAUAAACAAAGAGCAGUCUUACAAGGACACUACUAGCACCAUAACCACUUAUUGUGUUGGUUGUAAUGCUGUUAGGUUAUGGAGCCUUUCCCAGACUGUGUUCAAGCAAUUCCUCUGCACCUCAAGUCUGUAAAAUCACCCAUCAAAUAAGUGGAAAGUUUGGACCAUAGACUAAUAGCACCAUAAGCACAAUACACUGUAGUAUAAUAAGUUGUAGUGUUUACGGAGAGAUACAUUAACUAAAAAAAAAAUAUGCUACAAGUAUAAAAAAAAAUAAAAAAUGGAUACAAUAUAUAAGUCAACUGGACCUCCUGAAACAUCACAAACUACAGUUCCAAAUUCUAUUCAUUUGUAGAGGAUUUCCCAAGCUAUUCUGUAAAUAUUUAAACUGUAAUACAAAACAAGCAUUGAAUUCUUUGUUGUAAUGUUAAAGACAUAGCUCUGUUAUAUUGUAUCUACCUCCCUCUUGCAUUUUUUUAUUCCCGGAUGCCCUGGUAUAGUUUACUUCUUGAUAUAAUUUUUCUAAACAUCCCAUUUUGCAGGGAGCACCCGGAUUAAUAGGAUCACGUGGGGAAAGAGGAAUGCAGGGGCCCAUGGUAAGUCAUUUAUUGAAGAUGUCAAAUACACCCUACAAAAUAUAUGACAUUUAUAGGGUGAGCUUAUUCUAUGUUCUUCUUAAUUUGCAUAAAAUUUCCUGUCUGUGACUAUUAGAAGGUUGUUGUAAUGUCACAGUGUAGUUUUAUUAAAAUAAAAAAUAAAAAAACUAGCUCUAAUAGAUAAAACAACCUCCUACAAGGGUAUUAACUAAUUUAUUAAGGUUUAAAUAAUACAUGUCUAGCAGGGUCACAGUCUGGUAAAGAGUCAGGUGGUUAUGACAUUUUGCAAAUACUAUACAGGUUACUCUAGUUGGUGGCAUGGUCACCCAUGAUUGAAAAUAUUUACCUAACACUUAUUGAUAGACAAUUUAAUAGAUAACGGGAAAAAUGUAUGAAGGAACGUGAUGGAACGCUAAGCUUUCUUAUGUUUGUUUGUCCUUCCAGGGGUUAAUUGGCUGGCCUGGUCCUGAUGGACCUCCUGGGGAAAAGGUGAGAUCGCUAUAAUUGUUGCAUGAUGAUAAAAAAAAAAGAAUGGUCCAAUGUCAUAGAGUGUAUUUUAAAGGGGAACAGUCAGGUCCCUGGAUUUUUCAUAUUGUGUUUACUUAUGACUAUUAUUACAGAUAUGUACUCGUGAGGUGUGAAAAUAAAGUAAAAUUUAAAAAUCCACACCUCUUUAUUUUGCACCUGGGAUCUCUGUCAAUUAUUUUUAUAAGCUAGGCCCCUACUCUCUGCCGAAGACCUACGUCUAUCCUCUGUUCGUACUCCCACCUCUGAUGCUUGCAUGGCAGACUUCUCUAGAGCUGCACCGUUCCUUUGGUACUCACUUCCCUUUUCUGUUAGACACUCACCCAGUCUCCACUCCUUCAAAAAAAUCAUUAAAAACUCACAUUUUCACAAAAGUGUAUCAACUAAACUGUUAAUGACUCCAAAACCCUAAGUCUUCAUUUAAUACUAUUCUACCAAUCUACUUCCCUAAUACUUCCCUUAACGUUUGUGUCACUUUACCCCACUCCCUUUACCGUGUAAGCUCACUGAGCAGGGCACUCAACCCAUCUGUUCCUGUGCGUCAAACUUGUCUGGUUACAAUUACAUGUUUGUUAGUCCACUCAUUGUAAAGCGCUGCGGAAUUUGUUGGCGCUUUAUAAAUAUAACAAUAAUAAUGAUAAGCUCUAUCCUUUGCACCUGACAGUCAGCAUAAAGAAAGCAUACAGAUAAGAGGAGAAAUGAAAUAGGCAUGUGCAUGGGAACAUUUUUCGGUUCGGUUCGGCAUUCCGAAAUUCGGUACUUCGGCAAUUCAGCACUUCGCCACUUCGGAAUUUCAGCACUUCAGAAUUUCAGAACUUGUCUUGCAGCCGCUUGGUAGAUAACUCCCUAAUUCCCACGGUAUUAGGGAGUUAUCUACCAAAAGGCUGAAAGACCUAAAUUGGUCUUUCAGCCACAUUUACUAAUACUAAGUAAAAAUUACUUAGUAUUAGUAAAUUUUGCCCCUACCCGCUAUACCCCCACCCCUGACAUUAUUUCCCCCCCAUUCUGAUUUAGGGCCCCCUCCCGCUGCUCAUGGGUGGGGGCCGGGGGGAGGACAAAAGGUCCCCCCUUAUUUUACUUUAGGGCCCCCAUCUGCCGUUCAGGGGUGGGGGCGGGGGGAGCAAUAGGUCCCCCCUUCAGGUUUGGAGGGGGGACGUGUUUUUUUUUUGUUUUGUUUUUUACAGUGAGCAGCCACAGGCUGCUCACUGUUUAAUAGACAUGCCCCUACUCGCGGUAUAGCGAGUAGGGGCAUAAUUUACUAAUACUAAGUAAUCUUUACUUAGUAUUAGUAAAUUUGUCUGAAAGACCGAUUUAGGUCUUUCAGCCUUUUAGUUGAUAGCUCCCUAAUAUCGUGGGCAUUAGGGAGUUAUCUACUUAUUCAUUCCUGUCAUUACAAUGACUGGCCAAGUAACUUACAUUUUAUAUGAAUGUGUGUUACUUGAUUGUUCUAAGUGUUGCAAAUGCUUACAGCUGAAUCCUGGCUAUGUUUGUAUACUUUUUAUUUAAAAUAGUAUACAGUGUAACAUUCUUCUUCUUCCACUGGGUAAGUAUAUUAGUACUUAGGCAAAACUGUGCUUCGGGUCUUCGGAAAUUCAGUAAUUUCGGAACUUCGGGACCUUGGUAAUUCGGCUAUUCGGACAUUCGGAAGUACCCGAAUGUCCGAAUUGCCCGAAAUUCGUCCGAAUACAUAUUCGGCACGAAACUAAUUGCACGUGUCUACAAUGAAACCUGUUGUGAUUUCUUCUUUUCAUUUGCAAUGUUUGUCCUGACUUCACCUUGUCAGAAUCAUUUAAUUUGCUUAAUCUUUAAAACACAUUUAAAAGAAAACAAAGUAUUUUGUGAAAAAAAGGUUAAACGAUCUAGGUGAUUUUUGUGCUAUUCUAUUCAGUGGUAUACUUUCCAGUGAUACAUGCAGUAGUGUGGUAUUGUUUAAAAUCUGUAUGAAAUGCCAUGUUUGUAGGGCCCUUCUAAAAGUCUCUUCUUUGUUGUCAUCGGUGCCUGUUCCAGUGUAAGAGCAUUCCUGCUGUAUAGCAAAGUAGAUGGAGAGCAAUUCACAGUCUUUCAACUAGGGGCUGCUAUUGUCAGUGUGCAUUGCAGCAACCGAACGUGAAAAAGUAUUUAUAUAUUUUUUUUUUACUGUUUUAAAAAGGUUCAGCAUGGUUUUGAGAUCUAGUCCUACUUCCCACAGUUCAUUUUAGUUUUAGAAAGAUAGCAAACAGUGAAUCAAAAAGAGAUGGAGGACAACUGUGUCCUGGGAAAUGGAAUGUUCAUAGUACAAAAUACAUACAGACAUACCCACUAUAUCUGUGCCCUAUGUACCCGCAUGAUGGAUGCCAUCUUCUUCACAGUAACUUUCCUCUACUGUCUAUAGGGUCAUUGUGCCGGAGAUGGAGAGAAAGGGAACCCUGGGGAAAAAGGUGAAAAGGUAAUUAAAAUAUUGCAUUUUGCAUUAUUUAUACACAUUUUAGUAGGAUUAGCCAUUACUCACAGAGAACAUCUUGCAAUAUUAGACUAAAACAGCCAAACUGGAAAAAUAGCUGUAAUGGAAAAUUUUCCAAUUUGGAUGUUUUGCCCUAAAAUUCUCAAUUUGCCACAAUCUGAUUUAGUGAAUAGACUUAUAGACCUGAACACAACUUUUAAUGUGUCUCUGCCAGGGUCUUCCUGGACCAAUGGGUGCUCAUGGGCCACCUGGCAUUCAAGGACAAACUGGUUUUGUCGGUUUUCAAGGACCAAAAGGCCACAUUGGACUUCGUGGAGUUGUAGUGAGUAUUAACACCUUGUUAUUCUGUAUUUUUGACACUGUCACAUUCCAAGUUUAAACUUGGUGCGUCUAUUGUUUUAAUAAGUAACUAACUAAACAAUAUUAUCGCAGUGCCAUCACAAUGUAGUAUUCUGAUACAAAUCCCAACAAAAAACCCUAGUUACAUUAUUAACUCUGAAGGGUGAGGACCAUGUGGCCCCGAGCUAUGAUUGUGGACAGAUUAUCCUUUAAAGUUUUCCCUUGGUUAUUUGAUGGCAGAAAUGGAAAUUGAGCACAGCACUGCCUUGUUUUAUUGCUAAGCAAUUAUUUUAUUGUGAAAAUUUAAGUACAAUCUUCACGUCGUAUUUUGAAAUUUUCGACAUCAAAAACACUUUUAUUUUCUCUAAAAUGGUUUAUUAGCUAUUACAAUAUCUCUAUAUUUUCCUACAGGGUGAUGAAGGACAAAUAGGGCCUCCUGGUUCAAAUGGCAGUGAGGGUUCCAAGGUUGGUUCACUAAGUGUCCUGGUGUAGAGCAUGCUCCAGAUUUCAAGAUGACAACCCUACAUCUUUAUUCAUUACUACACUGUAAUGUGUGGAUCGUAUUAAGAUGUUAUGUGGAUUAUCUUGGUUUUCAAUUGUAAUCUCAUAUGCAUUACUUUUCAUCAACCCUAGGGAAAUCGAGGACCUGAUGGACCAAAAGGGGCUGCUGGACCUAGAGGAAACAGGGUAACCAUAAAUGGAUUGAGAGAAUAAUAAGGGAAGAGCAUGGUUAGGUUAAGACUCUGGUGAAUGGUUAGAAAGAAAAUAGUUAUUUAUCCAAAUAAAGCUAUAUGCCCAUGAUAUGAGAAUCCUUAAGUCAUAGCAUGACAAGCUGAAGAGCCAACUGGCUAAAUAAAGGUAAAGGCUUUGAUCUUGAACUAAGAAUUGAAGUGAACAUGGAAAGAAAUACAAUGAAGCAGAGAUGUCGGAGGUUAAGGUGUAAAAGAGCAAGAAAGAAACAUACAGCAACUACUGCAAAUAAACUGGAGCAGACCAUGUUCAUGUCAGCGACCGACCUCAGCUCCAUGUGUAGACCAUGUUCAUGUCAGCGACAGACCUCAGUUCCAUGUGCAGACCAUGUUCAUGUCAGCGACAGACCAUAGCUACACGUGUAGACUAAGUUCAUGUCAGCGACAGACCACAGCUACACAUGUAGACUAAGUUCAUGUCAGCGACAGACCUCAGCUCCAUGUGUAGACCAUGUUCAUGUCAGCGACAGACCUCAGCUCCAUGUGCAGACUAAGUUCAUGUCAGCGACAGACCUCAGCUCCAUGUGUAGACCAUGUUCAUGUCAGCGACAGACCUCAGUUCCAUGUGCAGACCAUGUUCAUGUCAGCGACAGACCACAGCUACACGUGUAGACUAAGUUCAUGUCAGCGACAGACCUCAGCUCCAUGUAGACCAUGUUCAUGUCAGCGACAGACCUCAGCUCCAUGUGUAGACCAUGUUCAUGUCAGCGACAGACCUCAGCUCCAUGUGUAGACCAUGUUCAUGUCAGCGACAGACCUCAGCUCCAUGUGCAGACCAUGUUCAUGUCAGCGACAGACCUCAGCUCCAUGUGUAGACCAUGUUCAUGUCAGCGACAGACCUCAGUUCCAUGUGCAGACCAUGUUCAUGUCAGCGACAGACCACAGCUACACGUGUAGACUAAGUUCAUGUCAGCGACAGACCACAGCUACACAUGUAGACUAAGUUCAUGUCAGCGACAGACCUCAGCUCCAUGUGCAGACUAAGUUCAUGUCAGCGACAGACCUCAGCUCCAUGUGCAGACUAAGUUCAUGUCAGCAACAGACCACAGCUACACGUCUAGACUAAGUUCAUGUCAGCGACAGACCUCAGCUCCAUGUGCAGACUAAGUUCAUGUCGGCGACAGACCUCAGCUCCAUGUGCAUACCAUGUUCAUGUCAGCGACAGACCUCAGCUCCAUGUGUAGACCAUGUUCAUGUCAGCGACAGACCUCAUAAAUGGAUUGAGAGAAUAAUAAGGGAAGAGCAUGGUUAGGUUAAGACUCUGGUGAAUGGUUAGAAAGAAAAUAGUUAUUUAUCCAAAUAAAGCUAUAUGCCCAUGAUAUGAGAAUCCUUAAGUCAUAGCAUGACAAGCUGAAGAGCCAACUGGCUAAAUAAAGGUAAAGGCUUUGAUCUUGAACUAAGAAUUGAAGUGAACAUGGAAAGAAAUACAAUGAAGCAGAGAUGUCGGAGGUUAAGGUGUAAAAGAGCAAGAAAGAAACAUACAGCAACUACUGCAAAUAAACUGGAGCAGACCAUGUUCAUGUCAGCGACCGACCUCAGCUCCAUGUGUAGACCAUGUUCAUGUCAGCGACAGACCUCAGUUCCAUGUGCAGACCAUGUUCAUGUCAGCGACAGACCAUAGCUACACGUGUAGACUAAGUUCAUGUCAGCGACAGACCACAGCUACACAUGUAGACUAAGUUCAUGUCAGCGACAGACCUCAGCUCCAUGUGUAGACCAUGUUCAUGUCAGCGACAGACCUCAGCUCCAUGUGCAGACUAAGUUCAUGUCAGCGACAGACCUCAGCUCCAUGUGUAGACCAUGUUCAUGUCAGCGACAGACCUCAGUUCCAUGUGCAGACCAUGUUCAUGUCAGCGACAGACCACAGCUACACGUGUAGACUAAGUUCAUGUCAGCGACAGACCACAGCUACACAUGUAGACUAAGUUCAUGUCAGCGACAGACCUCAGCUCCAUGUGCAGACUAAGUUCAUGUCAGCGACAGACCUCAGCUCCAUGUGCAGACUAAGUUCAUGUCAGCGACAGACCACAGCUACACGUGUACUAAGUUCAUGUCAGCGACAGACCUCAGCUCCAUGUGCAGACUAAGUUCAUGUCGGCGACAGACCUCAGCCCAUGUGCAUACCAUGUUCAUGUCAGCGACAGACCUCAGUUCCAUGUGCAGACCAUGUUCAUGUCAGCGACAGACCUCAGCUCCAUGUGUAGACCAUGUUCAUGUCAGCGACAGACCUCAGCUCCAUGUGUAGACCAUGUUCAUGUCAGCGACAGACCUCAGCUCCAUGUGCAGACCAUGUUCAUGUCAGCGACAGACCUCAGCUCCAUGUGUAGACCAUGUUCAUGUCAGCGACAGACCUCAGUUCCAUGUGCAGACCAUGUUCAUGUCAGCCACAGACCCUGCCCAUGCAGACUAUACCAUAAGUCAGCGACAGGACAUCAUAGCUACACGUGCUAGACUAAGUUCAUGUCAGCGACAGAUCAUAGCCACACAUGUAGACUAAGUUCAUGUCAGCGACAGACCAGUCUAGACAUGUGCAGACUAAGUUCAUGUCAGCCAUAUGACCUCAGCCCAUGUGCAGACUAAGUUCAUGUGUCAGCAACAGACCAGCUACACGCAGACUAAGUUCAUGUCAGCCAUAGACCUCAGUCUAUGUGUGCAGACUAAGUUCAAGGCUCAAGGACAGACCCCAGUCUUACGUGCAUACCAUGUUCAUGUCAAAGGGACAGACCUCUUAGCUCCAUGUAGACCUCAUGUUCAUGUCAGCUGCAUAGACCUCAGUUCCAUGUGCAGACCAUGUCCAAGGCUGGGGCCACAGACCCCAGUCCAUGUAGACCAUGUUCAUGUCAGCCACAGACCCUCAGCCCAUGUGUGUAGACCAUGUUCAUGUCAGCGACAGACCUCAGCUCCAUGUGCAGACCAUGUUCAUGUCAGCGACAGACCUCAGCUCCAUGUGUAGACCAUGUUCAUAUCAGCGACAGACCUCAGUUCCAUGUGCAGACCAUGUUCAUGUCAGCGACAGACCACAGCUACACGUGUAGACUAAGUUCAUGUCAGCGACAGACCACAGCUACACAUGUAGACUAAGUUCAUGUCAGCGACAGACCUCAGCUCCAUGUGCAGACUAAGUUCAUGUCAGCGACAGACCUCAGCUCCAUGUGUAGACUAAGUUCAUGUCAGCGACAGACCACAGCUACAUGUGUAGACUAAGUUCAUGUCAGCGACAGACCUCAGCUCCAUGUGCAGACUAAGUUCAUGUCGGCGACAGACCUCAGCUCCAUGUGCAGACCAUGUUUAUGUCAGCGACAGACCACAGCUACACGUGUAGACUAAGUUCAUGUCAGCGACAGACCUCAGCUCCAUGUGUAGACCAUGUUCAUGUCAGCGACAGACCUCAGCUCCAUGUGUAGACCAUGUUCAUGUCAGCGACAGACCUCAGCUCCAUGUGUAGACCAUGUUCAUGUCAGCGACAGACCUCAGCUCCAUGUGUAGACCAUGUUCAUGUCAGCGACAGACCACAGCUACACGUGUAGACCAUGUUCAUGUCAGCGACAGACCUCAGCUCCAUGUGCAUACCAUGUUCAUGUCAGCGACAGACCUCAGCUCCAUGUGUAGACCAUGUUCAUAUCAGCGACAGACCUCAGCUCCAUGUGUAGACCAUGUUCAUGUCAGCGACAGACCACAGCUUCACGUGUAGACCAUGUUCAUGUCAGCGACAGACCACAGCUUCACGUGUAGACCAUGUUCAUGUCAGCGACAGACCUCAGCUCCAUGUGUAGACCAUGUUCAUGUCAGCGACAGACCUCAGCUCCAUGUGUAGACCAUGUUCAUGUCAGCGACAGACCUCAGCUCCGUGUGUAGACCAUGUUCAUGUCAGCGACAGACCUCAGCUCCAUGUGUAGACCAUGUUCAUGUCAGCGACAGACCUCAGCUUCAUGUGUAGACCUUAAAGGUGCUCUUUUACAUGAUGAGAUGUUUUUGUCAUUGUCUAUUGCUCAGUGUAAGUCAAGUGCAGUUAAUGGCCCUCAUAUAAGAUGCCUUUGUGUCAAUUGCAGGGACGUAUGGGACAAAGAGGCCUUGCUGGUAUACCAGGACCUCCGGUGAGUAAUAAUUAAUAAGUAACUGGAUGGUGAAUUCAUUAUAGACAUCUGAAUAUGUGGUAUAAUCUUACAAUAUUUAAAAAAAAAUGUUUAUCUUCAAUGACAGCGAGUAUAAUGUGGUAGUUAUUUGUCCAUGGAUAAUAAUCAUGUGCUUUAUACCUGUGGGACACGUGGUGUAAAUUUAAUUGGCUCAGCAAGCCCCACACCCUAAAUAUCUUAAAAGUAUAUUCUGCUUCUGCAAUGAAAGAUUGAGUAUCCAUUGCAAACUAGAAUGAAUAAUGAUUGACUCUCCUUAGGGAAUUAGAUGAUUCAUCAGAAAUGACCCCAAAAGAAUGGUCACAGUUAGCUGUUUUCUCCCCUGCAGAACUUUCAUGCAAUUCCCAUCAGUAUGAAGUUGUGAUAAGUGCCCAGGAAAGCAUGGCACCCCUAUCCCUAGCUGGUGAGACAGUGCUGGGGCUUGAGUGUAUUUUGCUUUAGAUCGUUCAUUGUUCCGAUUCUCUCCUUACAGGGUCAGCGAGGAGUCCAGGGGCCGCAGGGAGCAGAAGGACUGCCUGGUACACAGGUUCCCACUAUGCACUAAUUACCCAUUAUCUGCCAUGGUCCUUGGCAUGGCUGGCAUGGUGUUUGCCCUGACUGGCGUGGGGCUUCGCCUGGCCGGUGUCAUGCCUGGCUCCACUGUUGCUGUGACUGGAAUCUCUGCGUUACUGUAUCCACACAUUUUUACAUGUUCCUUUACAAAGCCCUGCUUGGCUAUGUGUUUCCAUCCAGACAUCAGUACACAAAUCUCCCUGGACUAGUUAAACAGUGAGCUUAAUACUGACUUGCUUAACGUAGGACAUAAUAGCAAAUAUCUAAAAAGCUUUCUAAUUCAGAAGAAUUCAAGAUAUUUUUGUGAAUUCAGCUAUUUUGGCUAAAUAUAUAAAUAUAGUGCAUUUUUAACUCGCUGUUUAGUGAAAAGACCCCGAAAUGUGUGUGGAGAAUAUUUCUUUACAGAAGCACUGCAAAUCACAUACAUUACAUCUCAGUAUGUUAAAAUACAUCUAAAUUCUUAGAGUACAUGAAUGAAUUUCAGGUUUCUAUCUCUGUGUGGUGGUGAGAGAGGUGUGUGCACCAACAUCCACUUUGUCUUCCUGGAAACAUAUCUCUUUAUCGUGCUGGUGGGGCAGUGUAUGAAAAGUGCUGCCGUGCAGAAUGUGCUCUUCAUAGGCGGCAGAAGGGAAAUUAAUUAAUCAUAAUUCGGUGAUCUCAUUGACUGAGUGAUUAGUUGAUUUUUCUCCCGCAUUAUAUAAGGGCCACAUACUUCAGGGCAGCAUUUUUCAUGUUCUGAAGAAUCAGCAGAGGUCAAGGAAAACAUGGCGGGUCUGGCAGCAAUACACAGCCCUAGCCAUCAGGGAGUUGAUAGGAGUGAGUUUUAAGAGGCAUGACCCGCAGGCGUAACCAUGGCCGUUUUUAAAGUUACACUUAUUUAGUUGUUGUUAUUAGGAUUACCAUAUUGCAAUGUUUUUCUAAAAGGGAAAUCAGCUAAUCUGCCAAUCACUGUAUUUUUUUUUCUGUCCCAGCAGUGAUUAAUCAGUUGAUUUUACUCCCGCAACAUUUGAAUGCUACAUACUGCUCACUUUUCGUGCAGAGCCCCACAGCAUGAAGCAUUUGCAUGCUUCCCGCAAAAAUGUACUCAUCUGAGAGGCCUAUCUGUGACGUAUUGUGAACAGUGGGUGUAAUUAUACAAGAAGCGACACACUACGUAAUCACGCAGGGAUACCAUUAUUCUUGGUGUUUAAAGACAGGCCUCCAUUUUAUCCUGUCGUCUAGGACUGUCAUUGAGUAACAGUAACAGGGAAUGGAGGGUGUCGGACUGCUUUAAAGUGUCUGUUUCCCAAAUACAUGUAUCUAUAGCUUUACAAUGUUGCACAGGACAUGAUAUCUCAGGAGUUCUGGGGUUGAGUACAUAAAAGGGCAGAUUCCAAAAAGUCAGGGGGCAAAUUCACAUUCCCAGGGCAGAGUCUAGCCCAAUACCACUUUUAAAGUUUACCAGCCACCAUAGUACAAGAAGGUGAUUGAGUUUUGAUCACCAGGGUACAAGUUAAGGUACAUGUUGUGUAGGUUAUGAUGUUUUGCUAUGUAAUCCUGAAGGCUGUUAUGUACGGUGUGACCACAAAUCGAUGUAGCAGCAGCCAUGUUGUGUAGAGUUGCGUUAUUUGACGGUAUGCAUGUUUCGUCUUUGCUCUACGCUCUUUAAGUAUUAUACAGGUGCUUUAUCCAAACUGUUUUUACUAGUUUAACAAAUCUCAUCAAGUCACAAACCAUAUUCUGACACACUCUCUUUUCCUCUCUCUGGAUCAGGGACUUGCAGGUUCUCUCGGGGCCCCUGGAAUCAGAGGAUUAACCGUAUGUACUCUCAUCCAAGCUUUCUCUGUGUCAUGUAAUCUUUGAAUAUGUAAGAGAAAUGCGUGGGGAUUUUGAUAGAAAUUGGUUUUAAAAAUGACUAAGCAGUUGGCUCACACCUCUAGUUAUGGGAGUCUUUGCUGUGGAGUGUUAUAUUUUAUUGCUUAAAUUGUGUACAGUUCAUUGGAUUAGUAUGAAACACUAUGGCUUAAAGCAUGAGUUAGGGAGUCUGUAAUAUCAAGGAGAGACAUGUACGAGGGGAAACUGGUUAACACAUUAUCUAAAAGGAAUAUUAAUUAUAUAGAGCCCAUCUUAAAACUGUAGUACAACCUUUUUUUUACUGUACAGGGUCUGGCUGGACCUCAUGGGAAUAUUGGAAUGGAUGGAUCGCCUGGACCACCAGUGAGUAUCUCCUUCUUUUCUUUUUAUUCAACACAUGGACAGUCCGACCCAUGUGUAACAAUAACACAAUUCUUCCAUAUUCUUGCAGGGCCCUCCAGGGAGACAAGGGAUGGACGGAGCACCAGGGCCCUUGGGGGAAAGGGUAAGUAAGAUAACAAAGCUACCGGAUGUGUGAUGAAAAAACUGUUAAUAUCUCUUAAGUGUGUACUUAUAACAUUUGUUUUAUGUCGUCUAUUUUGUCUUAUGUCAAUAGUCAACCAUGUUUUUCUAGUCCCAAGCACCCAUUUGUAUUUUAAGUUUUUGACUUUUAAUGAAACUUGAUUAUAUAUUUUUUAAAGUUGUAUGUUGAUUUUUUUUAUUUUUAUUUUUGGAAAAAAGUCACUUUUUACCUGUCUAAGCAGCCAUGUUGGGUCAGACUCUACUGUUACCUGUCCAACUGCUGCUCAAACUAGCUUGACUACUGCAGUGAUUGCUCUGUGUGAAUCUGUAGCAGGAGGCAAGUUAGGUUGAGCAGCAGUUGGUCAGAUAAUGCUACAGUCUGACCCAACAUGGCCUCUCAGCCAGAUAAAAAGUGCAAUUUUCUAAAAAAUAAAAAACAAUAUAUAUUAUUUGAAAAAUAUUCAUAUCAAUUAAGUUUUAACGUAAUUUUUGAAUAAUAAUAAGUAAAUAUUUGAAUAAUUUAAUUAGUUGUCCUUUAAGAUGGUCUAGUUAGUUUUUUUUACUCCAUCUGCAAGAGUGUUUCUUAAAAUGUGCUACAAUUUUCCUUGUUAUAAAGCAAAAAAACACUGACCUUACUCCCAAGACAGCAGGACAAUAGAGAGUCAUUAUAUUAUUAAAAGGACACUCCAGGCUGCCCCACACGUUAGGUGCACUGUGUAGGUUAGGUUACAGUUAUACUGGGUGGGUUUAUAUUAUUAAAGGGACACUCCAGGCUCCCACACACGUUAGAUGCACUGUGUAGGUUAGGUUACAGUUAGUUAUACUGGGUGGGUUUAUAUUAUUAAAGGGACACUCCAGGCUCCCACACACGUUAGAUGCACUGUGUAGGUUAGGUUACAGUUAGCUAUACUGGGUGGGUUUAUAUUAUUAAAGGGACACUCCAGGCUCCCACACACGUUAGAUGCACUGUGUAGGUUAGGUUACAGUUAGUUAUACUGGGUGGGUUUAUAUUAUUAAAGGGACACUCCAGGCUCCCACACACGUUAGAUGCACACAGUUAGUGGGUAGGUUAGGUUACAGUUAGUUAUACUGGGUGGGUUUAUAUUAUUAAAGGGACACUCCAGGCUCCCACACACGUUAGGUGCACUGUGUAGGUUAGGUUACAGUUAGUUAUACUGGAUGGGUUUAUAUUAUUAAAGGGACACUCCAGACUCCCACACACAUUAGGUGCACUGUGUAGGUUAGGUUACGGUUAGUUAUACUGGGUGGGUUGAUAUUAUUAAAGGGACACUCCCGGCUCCCACACAAGUUGGGUGCAUUGUGUAGGUUAGGUUACAGUUAGUUAGAUUGGGUGGGAUUAUAUAAUUAAAGACCUACUUUUCAGUUGCAGUGUACUAUACAGUAUUGACCAACUCUGAACUGGAGUGUCCUUUUAAGGUGUAUAAGUUUGUUUUUCAUUCCCAUUGCAGGGCUUUACCGGUAAGCAAGGACCUGAAGGUGCACAAGGACCUGUAGGCAUGUAUGUAAGUGUUGUAAGCUUGCCUUUAGAUCAUCCAUGAUUUAUAUUUUAUUGCAUGAUCCAUGUAUGUGUGUGGAAAGUGUGUGCUGCAGAGCAUGCAGCACAAAAAUGUGACCUGAGUCAGAAAAUACUGGAUUCUAGGGUCGAUCAUCGUGGUUCUCAAAUACUGGUUGGGGGAGCCAUCUUGUUUGUCAAAUUCUGAUUACUGGGGAUAGCCAUCUUGUUUUUCAGAAUUACUUCUCAUUAACUUAGACAAAGCAAAUAUUUCUUAAUGCUUUUUUUAUUGAAAAUUGCUAUAAAGUGUUGUUUUGUAAACAGAUCUGUGCACACCCUUACUAAGCACCCAGGCUAUAAAGAGUAAAUUGUCACAAUAUCUCACUUUGUGGGGCUUAAUCUUUUAGUGCCUGAAUCGUGAAAAAUAUCUAUCUUUUUGUUUCCAAGGGUUUCAAAGGCGCGCCUGGAGAAAGAGGACGCAUAGGACAUCCGGGAGAAAAGGUAACACACUUCCUAUCCCUGCGUCCGCCAUGCCCCCUGUAUGCAGAUAUCAAUUUCCUAUUAAUUAUUCACAAACUGGAAAUUGUCUGUCCUUAUUAAUCGCGAUUCUUGUACUACUAAAACUUAAUAAAAAUAAGUAUAGGCAAAUUUGAAGUCUGCUGUUGACAUAUCAUAGACUGAUGAGAUUUGUGAUCUACAGCACUGUGCAUGCCUAUGCGUUAUGGAAAAAUGUCUUUAUUUUUGGUAAUGUUUGUAAUCUCAACUGUUCUCUAAUUAAAUAGGGGGAGCCGGGUGUACUAGGAUUUCCUGGAGCACGAGGGAAACCAGGACCAAAGGUAUUUGCAGAUGGAUAAGGCUGUCCUACGUGCAGAUUAAGUGUCCUUUGUUAAAUUGAUGUUCUCUAAUGUUUUAGUUCUCUUUAUGGGGCUAAUAUACCGACCUUAAACAUUUAGUGAACUGAAAGCUGAGAGCCGCAGUUUAGGCAAAGCAAUUUGUUUUUUAGUUUGCUAAAAUUCAUUGCUUUAUAAAUACCCCAAUGUGUACCACUCUAUUUAUCAUUUCUACAUAUUCCAACUGCGAUGUUUUGUUUAACAUUUGGACAUACAUAUGGUGCUCUGAUUAGGACACCUCCCUAAAUCUUUACAUAACACCUUCAGACUCUCACAGUUCACCAUAAUCUAACAUUAUUCACAAAAGUAAUAAGUAUGUUUUGUCCUCAUAGGGUCCCCGUGGCUCACUAGGAGAUCGAGGACUUCCUGGACCUCAGGUACAGUCAUAGAUCUGCGCCUUCACCUCCCAUUCUAAAUUCAAUGCAUUUCUUUCUUCAUUAGUGACUGGUCUAAUUUAAAUGGCUAGUCUUGAAAUCUUGGAACUGAGAGAGGAAAAGAGGGACGUAAUUGAAAAUAUCCCCGAAAAAAGAACAAAUCAUAGUUCCUUAAUUUUUCAACGCUGUUAGCAUUAGUAGCAAUUUUUAAAAUGUCUUUAUUAAUACCAAAUUUUAUUUCAUUUUUAAUAGAACAGAAAAGAUCAGCAUGGUAUCAUGAGACUUGCAGGUUCCCAAUGUAGUAGAGAGCAUUUGGUCUUACAGGACCAGUCCAAGGCUACAAACCUCUAAUAAAGUAAUUGCGUAAAGAAGGCUUGUGAAAUUUACAUAUCCAAUCAUGGUGUGCAGAUAGGUAACAGCAUAUUCGAAUAUUGUUGCAAUCUGUAGGAAAUAAAAACUAAAAUAGACAAAAAUAGGUAUGGAGACACAUCGAGUCCCCCACAGACCUCUCCAGCCAAGGCCUCACAGGUACAGGUAUCCUUAUGAGGCAAUGACCUCUAGGUAACAAAUGGAAGUCUUAGGAGAUGGGCUUUCAAAAACUACAGUACAGUAGUCGGUAAUGUGUCUGCAAUGGUCCUAGGGCAAGUCAUUAUCUGUGUUCUCGCCAUUUUCGCUUCACCUCACAUCUCGUGUAUUAAGCUACUAGGGUCAUGUAAUUUUAGUAACAAUUUAUUAAUUCAUUCAUUUUAUUCUCUAUUUUUAUGGCAGUACAAAAAUGAUUAUUAGUGGGACGUUUUUACUUUCGGUUCAUUUUUAUGAUGAUAUUUUUCAGUUGUACAUUUUUAAUACACGCAACCCAAUAUGUCUGGGAAUUUUAUUUCUCUUUGUAUUUCUAUAACUAUUCUGAUUUUAGGGUCGGAUUGGAGAUCCAGGGGAACAGGGUUUACCAGGACCACUGGUAAGUGUGUUCCAACCAUCAGGCAAGCUUGGCCUACACUACAAAUACUUAAAUUGCAUUUUAUAUACUGGGGUUGUGGUAGUUCUAUAACUGUCAGCAGUGUCUGCUCCAUUGUGUGUCUGUGGCAUUGUAUAUCGACUGCUGGUUCUUCUCACGCAGGGACCACCUGGAAAUACAGGACCAGAUGGAGAGCCUGGGAAAGUCGGAUCCCCGGGUAAUCCAGGUCUUACUGGCGAUGAAGGGGCCCCAGGACCCACAGGAUACCCAGUAACUAUCCCUUUAUCUUCCAUCCCAUGUCUAGCAUGUAGAAUAUGACAUAUUACAUGUACGUAUAUUAUUACAUAGACUAUGUGGAACCAGAACCAUCUGAAUUCUUUGUCUGAUGUAUUUAAUAAUACAUAUAAUGGAGUGUGUAAUGCAUUUAAAUCUCCAAUGGUCAGUUGUUCCUGAGGUGCUGGAAUCACAAGUUCAUACACUAACAAGAAUACCACUAAAAUACGUUUCUUUUUAAUUUAAUAUGAGUUCAGAUAGGAACUAAACCUCCUGACCAUGUCUCUAUGCUUUAUAUAUUGAGUUACAUGUAGCAUGCCUAAUAAAGUAAGCGACAGAUCUUUGUGCUUCGAGAAAAAUUGACCCAUUUGUAUGUCAGUAUUUAGUGUUACCCUGUAGCCUCCUUCUGUUUUAGGGUCGAGAGGGUCCCGUUGGUGUUGAGGGACCAUCUGGGGACAAAGGUGAGAUGGUAAGUUAAUCCUGUACAUAUUUUGAAUAGAGUGAUAAAAAUUAUGGAUUUAAUCAAGAUUUGGUGUGGAGUGGAGUCUUUUUUUCAUUGUAUAAAGCCUAUAAACUUAUACAUUCCUUGCGGUCACCAAUAUUAUUUACAACAAACAUAAUGGUCAAUGUUUCAUAAACAAGCUCUGCAGAAGAUCUCAUUACUCAUUUUUGGAGCAGAUUUCCCCUAAUAUUAAUGGGACAACACAAGCACCACUUCAUCUUAGUGGUCUUGGUACUGUGACCAUAAUUUCCCAUAAUGGAAAUCAUUGCUGUUUUGGAGAUACAGCAGUGUUUACAUUUUGGGUUAGCCACAACUUCAGUGAAUAUCACUCGGACAUCAAGAAGAUGUCUUUUGUAUCAACAGCAAAAAACAAAUGUGAGGAAGGCGGAACUUGAUGGACGCAAGUCUUUCUUGAGCUAUGCAAUAUGUCACUUCCGUGUCCACGACUGAGUAGGACUUGGUUUUUCACAUUUUCUCAGUACAAUGCUAGCAGCCCCAACAUGAGCAUGCAUGCGUUAUACCUCAGUGCUGUCUUUGGAGGCGGCAGGUCAUGAACGACAAGCUGAAUUAUAGCAGCUCGUGGACAUGCACACCGUGAGUAGGCAUGGUGUCGCUUCCAAAGCUUCUCGCAAAGCUGCAUUGGAUGCAGUGCUUGACUGGAGAAGUCAUCAAGCCACAAAGGUGGGGAACUGGGCUGCUCCGACUGUGUCUGGAAUAAAAUUAAGUAAGGGUGUUUUUUUAUGUUUCAAUCUAAAAGGGAGUGCCUGGGGUCAAAAUUAUACCACAAAUAUAUGAAGACAAAAAUAAAAUAUGUAUUUUUGGACUAUAGCCUUUGUUUUCCAUCCUAACAGGGUCCAGUUGGAGUGACUGGAGACCCAGGAGUCAGGGGACUGGAUGGAGAGCAGGUUAGUUUUUGAACAUUUUCCUGGGUAUAUAUACAAAUCCGCUUUCUUUUCUAUAUGUUUACAUAUAUCUAUCUGUAUAUAUGUAUACAAUAUACAUAUACCUAUAGAAGGGAAUGUGUGGUUUAGGUUGUAUGGUAUGUAUAAGCCAGCAUUCACUCUGUGGAUUAAUAUUUGUGAAUUUCUAUUAAUUUUUUUAGUGCCAGAGAAAUCAGCUAUAAAAACAAUGCUUCGUAUAUCAUGUGAUUCUGCGUGUGAUCAUGCGUUUUACCGUGUGGCUACACAAACUUUCUUAAUUGUUGACAGCUGUCAGUGGCAAGAUAAUGCAGGCUUUUUCCACUGUCAAUCAUUUUGGGCCAAAGAAACUGAAUUGGAGAAAUUAUUCUAAUUAACGUUUUUUACAUAGUGAACAAUUCAUUGUUAAGUGCAAUAACUGUACCGUGUUUAGUAUUAGUACGGUGUAUUUGUGUGCAGUAAUUAAUUAAUUUCCUCAUCCUAUAAUUUAUUUCAGUGAUUAGUUUUAUUUCUUUUGCCCAGGGCAUGUGCAUUCCCUAAACACUUUAUCAUAUAUUACAUGAUAUGCCCGUUAUCGAAUCCUAGAGCCCAUAAUGCCAAUAUCUCUGCUUCGUAUCAGAGCGUCUCCUCCAUAGGGAUAGGAAUCUAUCCUUCUACCUACCUGCCUACCAUCAGAUAUGAACAUGUAAUGCACAAUUAUCAAAAGAAAAUAGCAAAAACGAAUCAGAAUUGUUCAUACAAUAUGUACGCUUGUGAAAUCUCUUCUAAGUUGAUGUAAUUCUGUUAUAUUAAAACAUUAUGUGACAGUGUUUUUCCUUAUCUGCCACUUUUUUAGUUUGUUUCCAUUUGUCUGUGUGCUGUGUUUGUGUUUAUGUGUGUAGAUCUAUUUAUUUGGCUCUGGUUGUAUGUACUACGCUAAUUACUGCUCUCUUUGUACCAGGGUAAACCAGGCUCCAUUGGAAAUGAAGGACCGGCUGGCUUAAAGGGAGACCAGGUUCGUAGGCAGAAUCUGAUUUUCACUCUUUGCUCUUCUAUUUUAUAUAUGUUUGUAAUGACCAAGCUUUGUCCUUUGUACAAUACAAUAUGGACGGAGCUGCAUUUUCUUUUACCAAAGUCCACAAAUUGAGCCUAUAGCGAUUUGUGAAAUCUGAGAAGUUGGUAUUAAAUAAGUCUUGUCCAUGAAGUGGUAUGGUUGGUGUAGUCCUUGUGUCAUAUGUGAUUUAUAUACGUAUAAAAAUUUGAGUGUAUAGGUGUUUGUUUUAUUUAAAGGAUGUCUGAAAGUUUAGAAUGUUAUGUUGUAUGAUACAGAUGCAAAGAUUUUUUCAGUUAUUCUGUAUGUUUAGGGUUUGAUGAUUUUCCAAAUAUUAGUGAUUUAUUUCACUUUAAGAUGUGUAUUAUUAAGAUAUAAUGACAUAAUUACACUAGGUUUUAUUCUAUACUAGGGAGACCCUGGUGUACCUGGAAGCCCUGGUCCUACUGGACCUGCUGGGGACCCAGGUGAGAGAGGACAUCAAGGUCUACUAGGUGCCCCUGGAGACCAAGGCAAGGAGGUAUGUUGCAAAAGCUGAUGGGUAAGGAGAUGUAUGAGUAGUGGCAGAUUCCUUCUUACUGGCUGGUUUCUUUAUGUAGGGGGAUGUAGGUGACCCUGGAGACAAUGGGGACCCUGGUGCACGAGGAAAAAAGGUUGGUAUAAAAAACAUUUUCAAGCAGAGGUUGGAUUUUCCAUCCAGAACAUAACCCUUUACCAUUUGUUAUAGGGAGAUGUAGGUCAACGUGGCAGCCCUGGAAAUCCUGGACCAAGCGGUGAGAUGGGAGAAUAUGGCAGCAGAGGCGGAAAAGGAGAGAAAGGACAGGAAGGUUUCUUGGUGACUAUCUUUAGCUGAUGACCUUAUUUUUAGCAUACUUAUAGGUUUUUAUUUUCACGUAUUAAAGGAAAAUUCUUGUCUUUUUGGUGAUGUAUCAAAGCUAGACUUAUUAUGGGAUACUAUUUUGUUCUUCCAGCUUGACACGUUACAUAUUUUCUUUUGAGAUUCCAUUAUGUAUUAUAAUUAAUUGGUACUUUAAUGUUAUAUAUACGUAGAUUUUAGCCGUAUCCCAAAAUCUGUUGCUGGUUAUUUAUAUAUUGUGUAAAGCUCGGUUUUGGGUAACGACCUUGGGAGGCUGCAUUGUGAUUCUAAAGCUAAGUAUUGUUUAUGUUUACAAUUCACUGAUAAUCACUGUGGUGAUAUUCUGGAUUUGUAUUAUAUACGUAGAUAAGUCAUUUGGUUGUUGGAGAACAAAAUUCACCUAUAUUUGUGACAAAAUAUAAUUGACUCUGCAUUCAUGGCAGUGUUCUUCUGCAGGGUCCACCAGGGCUUAUGGGAGUUACUGGACCAUCAGGACUUCCCGGACUAAUGGUAAGUUUCUGUGAAAUGGGCCUAAUACAUGCAUGAAACAAUGUGAUGGGGGUCUGCUUAAAACCCAAAACAUAAACUUCCUAUUGUUUAGUUGGUGUGUGGUUUUGCUUUGACUUGGACAUCUUAAGGACUCUCCAUUUAUUAUUUCCUUUCUUCUUCUAUACAGGGAGCUAUUGGGAACCCAGGUUCACUGGGAGCUUCAGGACGUCAAGGCGUAAAAGUAGGCCUCUCACUCAGACCACUUGCAUCUUGCUGUGAAUUCUCAUUCUUUUAUCAUCACAUUGGUUCUUGUUUUUUUGUAGGGUGAUACUGGUUCUGCGGGUGAGCCUGGGUUUCAUGGUCCCCAGGGAAUAAAGGUAUGUUUUCUGCAGGUUUGGCUUUCAAUGAGAGCUGCUCACAUGUAGAUAAUAAACCAUGACAUAUUUACUGAAUAUCAUAUUAAAUAUAAUUAUGGACUAGGCUAAGUAAAGAUAAUGCAUAGUUUUAACAUGUGGGAGCAUGGUAUCAAUAGUCCAUCUUUAGUAGGUCACACUAAUGUCCUGGAAAACACUAUACAAGUGGCUUGCUGUACACUCGAUUAGAUAUAAUUCCUUCUGUCUUAACAGGGAUUCUUUGGAAAACGAGGAGAAAAGGGGGACAGAGGUCCAAUGGCACUACCGGUAAGUGACAUGUUGAGUAUGUGGGGAAAAUGAUGUGAUACUGUGAGGCUACUCUAAUUGUUUCUUCAUUUAUCCUGUAGGGUGUAAUGGGUCCACCUGGCAAUAAAGGUGUUCAAGGGCAGCCUGGACUUAGUGGAGUUGAGGGGCCCAAAGGGGACACAGGACAACCAGGAGAAAAAGGAGUUCAGGUAAAGCUAGCCUUUAUGAAGUGUCCUCAUAAAACCAAUAUGAAGUUAAGUGGACUCACAAUGUGAUGGAAAAUAUCUUUUAUGCUUGUAGGGAACACCUGGUCCUGCGGGAGAAUGGGGUGUGGCAGGGAUACCUGGACAAGAGGUGAGGCAUAAUACCCAGUGUAAAACCGUACAGCACACGCCAUGUUUACCCAGCAUGACAUGCAAUAUACAGAAUCUUUACUGCCAGUUCAUUGCCACGCCGCAUUCUAAACAGUCUUGCACCGUGUGCCACAAUGGAACAUGUCAUUUACCCAUCAGGAUUUUAAAGUUUAUGUCUCUUUACUUUCCUCAAUGUUUUUUGGUUUUUUUUGCAUGCUCAUCUCAUUUUCAAUUAAAUUUGGGGUAAUCUAGUUGUUGCCAUGGUGAUUAAUCCAAACGUACCUCUAUGCCUAGGAAUUGUUCCAGUGCUGAAUUGCUAAACUAGACCUCUUGUUAAGGUUUACUAACAAGAUUCCCCUUUUAUUCCAGAGGUUUGGUCCUCUGUACAUCAUUCUCAUUUAGGACACUGGCACAUACUCUUAAUGGGACUAACAUUUCUAUAAUAUAUGCAUUUUAUACAUUGGCAAGUCCAUGUCUGUCUAUACUUUGCCAAUUUCUCUACUUUUUCUUGUAAACUAAAUUUAAAUAAACACUCACCCACUGAUGUCUCUUUUUGAUAGGGUCCUCAAGGUGAAAAGGGUCAGCCGGGAGAACCAGGUGAAUCGGGACAAGUGGUACGUGUGAGAAAUUUGUUAUUGACAGCCUCAUUUUGAGACACAGACAAACGAUUCCUACUUUGUCAAGUUUUCUAUACUUUGUGAUUGCUCUGCCUGAUAGCUUUGUACCCCUUUCCAGGGACCUGCUGGAAACCCUGGGCAAGAAGGAAGAAUGGGACAGAAAGGAGGGAAGGUGCUGAUUUUAAUUAAAUACCAUAUCUCAUAUAAUUAGUUUUUCUUCCUUUUUUAAUUAAAAUAAAAUUAUGAUACAUUUUAGACAAGCUUGAUAUACUUCUAUAUACACCAGAACCCACCCUAAUUUAAUUUCUUCUUCCUCACCCAUUUCCACUCCACCCCGUGCAAUAGUAUGUCAACAUUACGAAUGGAAUGUGAGCUAUAUGCAACGAUCGAUGUAGGUUACUGUCUUUUUUUUGUCUCAGAAUUGCUUCUUAUACAUAAUCUUGAUAGAGCGAGGUUCUAAAUUGCAAUAACCAUUGUUUGUGUGUCAUUUGAAGGGUGAUCAAGGAAAGGAUGGCCGCCCUGGCACUCCAGGAAGUCCUGGCAGAAAGGUACAGAACUAUUGAAAACCACGGGUCUGGCCACUAAAGGUUUAAAGCCAUGGUUUUUUUUUUAAAGUAAAACAUACCUCUAUAAAGACAUUUAAUCAGUAUUCCUUAAUUCAUGCAUGAACCGUGUUCUGAAGACAGGCCUAUCUGCCCUUAAAAUUGUGAACUUUAAUAUUGUCCUUUACUUAGGGUAAAAGAGGAAGAGCUGGCCCAAGGCCACCAAGAGGGCUGAUUGGUCCCAAGGUAAGAUUGCCAGUGUUGUGGUAUGCAUAUGGGGCAUCCUGAAGAUUUGAUCUCAUUUAAUGAUCUAAUGAACGUCAUGUUACAGGGCGCUAAAGGAAACCAGGGACCACAAGGACCACCAGGACCCAGAGGACCUUAUGUAAGUAACAACCCUUGUGGUGGUAUGUGGGAAUUUUCACACACUACAGAUGGCAAUGCAUUUGCUUUUAUUUCAGGGUAUUCCAGGACUCAGAGGACAAGAAGGAGAUCCAGGCCUCAGCGGUAUGAAAGUAGGUGCCCAAUUUGCUUGACUGAUUCAUGAUCUGAAGAAUUAAUGAUUGGAGCACACAUACAAUUAUCAUGCUGGCUCACAAAGUAUUCAUAAAUUUGAAUGCACAUUUAGGAGUCUCCUGAGAGAUACAUUAUGAAGUAUAAACAUCAAUAGACAAGUUGUAUAAAAACUCAACUUUUUGGCCAAUAAUCAAAGCAUAUACAAUUGUCAUGCUGUAAGCACUUAGUCAUAGUCAUAGUGAAUGAAUGUUUGUGAUCUUCACUACAAUCAUAGGUCAAUGGAACAGCGGUCAUCGAAGAUCAAAUACUGCAAUAUAUUUUAGCACAAGGUUCUGAGCUGUAGCAAGUUCUUCAGAAUCUAUGUCACCUUUUAUCCUGACUACACUAACUAAUGCAGAAAUUUAUCUUUUCAUUUUCUUGACAUAUCCUGUUACAGUGACCAGUGAAGUAACAUUAGAUUUAGUAAAUCCAGACCCUAUGUCUACAGGUGUCUACUGCAAUUUGUAACGUCUAGUUCUUUAUUGGUUGAAUUGGAGUAUUUGUCACACUGUAUUAUAAAUGCAUCAAGCUGAUUUCCGGACUGUGACCAUGUUAGCUCUUCUUCAGGGUGAACUUGGCAUGGAUGGACCAAUUGGAGUCAAAGGAGAAGAUGGAAUGAAGGUCUGAAAGAUCUGCUCUUAACUGUGCUCCACAGCAUUAACACCAUUGCUUUAACCCUUUUCGUUUUCAGACGUUCGGCUUUUUUAUUUUUUUAGGGAAAACAAGGACCUCCAGGACAUCAAGGUUUUCAAGGAGAGAAAGGGGAUCAGGUACAACACUGCAAAUCUUAGAAAUCCAAAUUUAGUUAUUAUUUAUUAUUAUUGCCAUUUAUAUAGCGCCAACAGAUUCCGUAGCUCUUUACAAUAUUUUGAAUCAAGCAAGAGUCACUGAUAAGCCACAGAUGUCAUUCUGAGUUUAGCUAGGAUAUUGGAGAAUAUUGACCAGUGUAACUCUGUUUUUACCAGGGUUUCAUCGGCCUUCUUGGGCCACGAGGAUUUCCUGGUCCACGGGGAGAACCAGUAAGUGUGACAGAUAGACACAUGAUCAGAUGAAACAAACCUUCAUUAAGGAAUCUCAUACCUAUGCAUUUUACAUACAGAUUAUUAUCCACUAAUUUACUUGUCAAUUAUUACCAGAUCAUUCACAUUUUAGGUCAUGUACCUAAAGAUUUUCUUUUACCGAUGCAUUUUACAUACCGACUAUGGCUCAUUGUAAAUAUUUCUUUUCCAGGGACCAGAAGGACUGAAGGUGAGAUCUCUGCCAGAAGCGUUACUGUGUUUUACAAAUUUUAUUUGCCUGCCCUAUUAAUAUGUGUUUUACUUUCAUUUCAGGGACUGAAAGGAGUAGAAGGACCAGAGGGUCAGAAAGGACCAGCUGGAUCACCUGUAAGGACGAAGCGCACAGAUCUUAUACCAUUAAUCGCAGCAUAAUUAAUAACAACUGUAAUUAGCUGAUGAACUCAGUGGAGAAAAAUUAAUAUGAACCUAGAAAUGUGAAUGGAGCUUCCAAGUCUUAGCUAUGUAGCUAUGUCUGCUUUGCACAACAUGCCUGUGGCAGCUCUGUGUGUGAAGUCAUGUGAUUGGAUAUAAUUGUACAUAUGCAGUAUCAGUGUGCUAGCUUGUCAGCUUAGACCAAACUAGGCAUAUAUACAUAUACAUUCAUAAUUAGAAGUACAAUCAUUUAAUAUAAAAUGUAAAUGUCAAAUUAACAACUGGACAAUCGCAUGAACUGAUAGUUACUUUAAAAUUGUUCUCACACGUCUGUUGUUUCUGUCUGUUUGCAGGGCCCUCCCGGUCCGCCUGGUCCCCCAGGACCUAAUCUAAACAUAAGUGCUCUAAGCUUACAGGUAAGUGACUUUGGUGGUUUGAUGGUACAACGCUGGAUUGAUGUCUUCUUAGACACAGAAAGUAGUAGAAGCGCAUGAAAGGGAACCUGACACUAAUAAUACAGUCUUUUGAAUAUCAUGAGGAAUUUGCCAUGGUUGGGUGUCACCUUAAUCUUGCGUUUUGGAUAUAUUUAUAUUACUGAGAGUGUUAGAACUGCAUGAUUCCAACCAGAGUAAAGGAUUCACCAGCACUGCUAGGAAGAGUAUACAAACAUAAUAUUGUAAGACGUUAUCACAAUGACAACAAGGCAUUUUUAACAGGAUACAUCUAAGGGUUCCUUCCCUUCCUCUUCCUCCCAGCAUUUGCCUCCACACAAUGAGACCUGGAGUAGAGAAGGGCCAUGGAGUCUCCUGCAGAGCCUGGAGCAAGAGUUGAAGCUCUUGGCUGCUCCACCAGAUGGCACUAAGGAAAACCCAGCGAGUACCUGCAAAGAGUUACAGCUAGUACAGCCUCAGCUCACUGAUGGUAGGUCUGCAUCUUCCCAGUCACUCGCUCCAUCACUUACUUUAUUUGGUUGGACUCACAGUGCCACUUUUUUAAUGGGGCCUACUGUUCUUGUUUUUUUUCUGAAGGAGGCAGAGCGUUAAGCUAAGGGUUGUUUUUUCCUAAUUUUUAACGUGGCUCCAUAUUAGAAGUAAUGAUACCAACCCCAAAUCUAACACUAAUGGAAGAAAAAAAAAUCUUGUUGAACAGUGAAUUAGGAAAUAGGGUAAUCUACACACAAACGAGACGUUUUAUAAAUAAAUCUCUUAAAUUUUCGACGCUCCCUGAUCUAUAAAAUGCUUUCAUUAGGUUAGGUGAUAUGUCUCUCUAAGACUACUAAGCUCCCCAACAAACCCUGAAACAUGGGUAGGCAGCCUUCAGCACUCCAACCAGUAGUUGUCGACUACAACUCCCACAAUGCUCUUACAGCCAUAAUGCUGGCAAAGCAUCCGGGGAGAUGUAGUCCACAACAUUUGGAGUUCUGCAGGUAGCUUACACCUGUUCUGUGAUGAACAGAUUUGUUCUGCACCUGUAUUUCUAACUGGUUGGUUUAUGAUUAUUUUGACAAUCAUAGGCAUGGGCAAGAGACGUGCCAGCUGUAUCCAGACGUACCCUAAUGCCAAGAUUCCUUUUCCUCCUUGUCCCUGUACUACCUUUUACCUAUUUUUUAAAAUUAAAGCACACUUAACUGCCAAAUAAAACAUUUUUUUAAUAUCACUAUUUAGUAUAUGUGCCCCAAUGAAAACAUACAUGCAUGAAUUAUGCUUUUUUCAUUAGGGUAUAUCUACAAACAAGAUCUCUUGUCUGUACCUUUUGCAAACCCUUCCAUUCUAACCCCGCCCAGACUUCCUGUGGCUGUCCAAUCACAGAAUGCACAUUAAUGAGAACUCUUUGCAAGGCAGGUGCUCUGAGCAAUUGCUGCCUUUUGAGUUUAGCUCCACUGAGCUAAACAAACCAGGAAGUAACAGGACCAGGUGUCUGAUUGACAGCCAGAGUGGGUGUAACAAGGUUCAUUUAUAAAAGUGUCACUUUCUAUUGAAAUCUGCACUUUUCAUAAAAUACCAAAAAAAACACACUCUUCACACAUAAAGCACCUCAGCAAGCUAAAGUGUGUUAUGUGUGUUGAGUGUUCUUUUAAUAUUUAAGGUUAGAUGGUAUUUUGCUCUGUGGGCACAUCCCCGUAUAAUAUGCUGUAAUAUGUUUCCGUCAGGUUAUUAUUACAUUGAUCCUAACCAGGGGAGUCCAGGAGAUUCUCUACUCGUUUUCUGUAAUUUCACUGCAGGAGGUGAGACAUGUGUACCUCCCGAGGAGGGCCAGGUAAGUGGGCGAAGUUUUCCAAUACUCAAAUGAAAGCUACAUGUUCCUAAGUUGUUGUUUUUUUAAUUUGCGACAAACUAUCAAGCAUUCUGCGACAGAUGUUUUACUUAUUGUCCCCUAGAUCCCUGUUAAAGCGUGGCUUCAUAGCUAUCAGAAACAAGAUGGAUUCCAGUGGUUCAGCACUCUACCCGAGGGUUUUACAGUAAGAUAAAAGUGGCUUCUCUGAACCAUGAAAUGAGAAUACAUCAAAGAAGGUUUACAGGAUGAUCUGUUAUUUAUAAUGUGCCAACAUAUUACGCGGUGAUGUACAAGAGGUGAAAUACACAGCGUUAUUCAUGAAAUUGAAAUUUACUUCAAAGUGAAUUUCACAUUUAUGGCCAACAUAGUCAAAAUGAAAACAGAAUUAAUAGGAGAAUUUCUCUAAUUUGGCCUAAAUUCACGUUGCUGGGAAUCAUGUUGGAUUUCCAGCAAUUCUGACUUAAGUGAAUGACAGCGGGUAGAAACACAGUUUUAUUUUAGCCUCCAUUGCUCAAUGUAAUGAUGUUAUAUCACAGGCAAACCAUUAUUAUUAACACUUGCCGAUGCCAGAGUAACACUGUGUGCCGGUGUCAGGGUGAUUUGUGGUUGUGUCAUAUUGUUGCCAUUUUGUUUUGAUUGAGGUGUUCACGCAUUUCUCUGCCCUCUUACAGUUCACGUACAGAGGUUUAGGUGUCGUCCAGCUGCGUUUUCUGAGGUUGCAGAGCAUCCAGGUAUACCAGAAGAUGCGGUAUUUGUGCCAGGCUAGCCAAGGUAUCGCUGCUCGGGACAAGGAUGUCAAGUUCCUGACUGAUACCCGGGAUCAGAGUUUCCUCGUUACUCUGCAGGGCUGUGAGGUACAGAUGCUGGGGUUUGCAGGAUUAACAUAUAUGAGAUUUAUCAUCACGUAUCAACAAAUAUAUAACGAAAAGUUAUUCAUUCUGUAAAAUUUUGUUUACUGACAUGGGGGAUUCAUUUUUGAACUUACAUAUGAAUAGUUUUAUUUCAAAUGACAUUCCUUUUAUAGCAGACACCCUGUGAUGAUACGGGCCUAUGUAUUAAAUGAUCACUCAGUUUAGCUUGCUGAAAAGCUUUAUUUCUGAAGAGUGUGUCCUAUUGUUUUCAUUUAGAAAAAAGUGCAUAUUUCAAUAGAAAUGUACACGUUUAUAAAUUAACCUGGUUACACCCCUCCUGGCUGUCAAUCAGACACACGGUCCUGUUACUUCCUGGUUUGGUUAGCUCAGUUGAACUAAACUCAAGAGCACCUGCCUUGCAAAGGCUUCUCACUGAACUGUAUUGGGGAGUCUAGACAGCCACAGAAAGUUUUGACGGGGUUAGCAAUGGUCUUGUAAAGGCUGCAGACCGGAGAACUGCAGUUAUUGCAAGCUGUUUUUAUAUACCCCAAAUGUAAAAAUGCAGAAUUAAAUGCGUGCAAGUUUUCAUUUGGGGUAUAUCUACUAAACAGUGCUUUUUAUUUAUGUUCUAUUUGGUGAGUGGAGGGUCCCUUUAAAGCAAACCACCAGUCCUGAUAUUUAAGUAUUAAAAGCAGGCAGCCUGUGCUGACACUGACUUAUAGUUUUGAAACAGACAGCAGUUUUCACAACAUGUUGUAGUUUCAUAGCAGACUCUAGCUUUAGAUACAGUAUUGUACACUGAUAUUCACAAAGCACUGUUGCUCUGACAUUUAAAAAAAAAAUAAUAAUUUUGUUGUGCGCAGACAUAUAACAUUCGCUUGUGAGGUACCCCAAAGGCAAUCCUCUAGCGUUCCACAUUUAUAUUUUACAUAGGGGUAUAUGAGAGACAUGCACAUUUUUGUUAUUAUUUAGUCGUACAUGAAAAUGAACAGGCGCUUUUGCGAGUAAGUCAUUACAUGCUGGCCAUUAUAGUUAAAUUAGGCUGAGUAUGUCACUGGAGCCGGCUUUGUGUGAAAGAGUGUAAGUCAUGCUACCAUAAAAUGGAACAUAUUUAAGAAACAAAGCAAGAGAGUGCAUCUAUUGAAAACAUAAGCUAUGCAGGCCUAUGUAGGUAAUAUCAAUGAUGAUUAAUACAUUUCAACGUCUAGGCACACGUUCGUAGGUGCAUGUAUAAAACGUAAGCUAUGGUCACGUUAAUGCUUAUUAAAGUAAUACAAUUCACUCCUGUCAGGCUAUCUAUUCAUGUCUAAAUGCUGAACUAUGCAGGUGCAAGUAGGGAAGAAAAUAUGAUACAAACAUGGUGAAAGCUAGACAUUUUCUAUUGUUAUUGUCCAGUGUUAUAUUUACUAGUCAUCGGCUGUGGUAGCUUGCGGUCGGCAUCCAUUAAUCCAGCUGUCCCUUGCUAUGAGGUUCUUCACCCGAUUCCCUGUCUGGGCCCUGCUCGGGGUUGGUUGCGGGAUUUAUCUGGGGCAGCCCUGCUGUGUUCUGAGUGUGUGGUAUGUCUCCAUCUCCAGCCCCUAUCCGAGUCUGUGAUAGUUGUAGUAAGGCAGUGGUCCCCCCUUUUGGUGCUCUUCCAGUUCCCAGUCGGGAUGGAGUCCGGGGGUAUGGUGGCUAGAGUCCUCUGACUUGUAUUAAGCCUGUCGUGGGCUUGAUGUCUCUGGCGAGGGUUGUGAAGCUGGUGGCGGCUGGAAAUAUCUUCUUACAAGGUCCCAAAAUCUCUGCACUGUUCUUUUAAACAAUGUAAUUAUCAUGGAGGCCCAACCAAUACUUAUUCUAAAUUAUGUUGGCUACAGUGGGUACUGUGAUGAAGUCUAAACAAAUUAUGUAUUCUUUCAACAGUAUGAAGAACAAUACAAUCGAACAGAAACUCUUCUCCACUUUGCUCCUUUGGACACAUCUCUGCUGCCUCUACGGGACUUGGCUUUGUUUCACGAUGGCGACACAGACCACCUAUUUGGCUUCUUCAUUGGGCAAGUGUGCUUCAGCUGAGAGCAAAAGUCAACUUUUAAAAUUUUGUCCCCAAGGGCAUACAAAAGUAAAAAUGGAAGACCCGUGUUAUUUAUAUAGGAUAUUAUCGCAUGGGUCCUGUGAUCUUGCCUCUUUAACCUCCUCUCUCUGGAAGGGAGACCAUAUAUUGUUUACAGUGAAGCUACUUGUGCUCAGAAGUUAAACUUCUGCUAAAUCUCCUGGUGAGAACCUCCAUUACACCUCAAGACUUUCUCCCAACAAGGCAGGAACUUCCGUUACACCUCAAGAUUUCCUCUCAGUGGGUCAAAACUUCCCUCAAUAUGGCAGGAACUAUCUGUGUGCCUCAAGAGUUCCAUCCAAUACAGCAAGAACCAUCUGUGUCCCUCAAGAUAUCCUAUCAAUAAAAUGGGAACCACUCACUACACCUCAAGACUUCCCUUCUACGUGAAACCUUAAAUGCACUUAAUAGGUGUUUCAUUUCAUGAUUUUUUUUAAAGACACACAAGAUAAAUGGUGCUUACAACAUGUCUUAUUUGGAAUUAAUAUAUACCAAGUAAGAAGAACAUUUCAAGGUCAACUAAUAUCAGUGGUACCACAGCGUAGAGGUACCAAUCUCUUAAGAAGUACUUAUCCAGUCAUUCCAGGGCAGACUAUGAACCUAAUGUCUAAUCAUUUUAAACACAUGGACCAAAUGGUUUUAGCUUGUAACACUGAUAAGCAGAGCUGAAAGAAAAAAGCAUAGAAAUGAAUUGCUUGCAAUUGUAUGGUUAUUGGGUAAUUUGUUAAAGAAUGAAAAUCCCAAGCGUUGCAUAAUUCCAAAUAUCAAAUGUGAUAACACAAUUGGACUGACUUUCAUGAGAGUCUCCCCUGCCUAUGCUUUGAAACUAGGCGUUAUACCAGAGGUGUAAAUAGAACUCUAGAUACCAGAAUCGAAUCUAACAUGAUACGCACAUAAAAUGUAUAAUACAGAUACAACGUGCAAGGAAUGAUAUAAACAUGAAAAGGAAGACUAGUGGAAAGAGGGGAGCUCUAGGCAAGAAAGUGAGGAAUGCAUUGGAUCUCUGUUUGUAUUUUGGGAGAUUUUGUUGUACAAUGAAAGGCUGUGCCUUCUGUGGUCCAUAGUCCACCCUGCAAUGUCCAAAACCCACUCUGCAUUGUCCAAGCCAUUACAAUUAAGUAAUAACAUGUUAAAAAUGAAUAUAUUAGUCAUGCACUCAAACGCCAACUACUCUUGGGCAGCAGCAAUAGCUAAUGCUUUAAUAUAUAUAUAAAAACAAAAAAAAUCCAAUAAAGUUACCUGUAUUCUAUACAAAGUCACAAUAUACACUAAAAUGAGAUUUUUAGUAACACUGAAAUGGUCAUUAAAAUGUAAGCUUACUUGCCAACAUCAAGGUAUGAUAUAGCUACUGCUCUAUUCUACUAUACAAGGGCAGUAGUAGUUUGUGUUCAGGGAUCAGUUCUGUGUUUUUAUUAGCUUUUGUAUUAUGCAGCCAUGUUAUAUCGCUGCUGCCCCACCCCAUGAGUCUAUGUCCUGUUAAGGGUUAAUUAGUUUGUAGGAAUAUAUAAAAAUACACCUUUCUGUCCCACGACAGACUUUUCCUUUAAGCUGAGGUGAAUUGUUAGCAUUGCACGCACCCAGGGCAAGGCAAGUAAUGCACCCCCUGACCCGUGGACAGUUAAGACUCCCCAAGUCCCUUAAUGAGCCCCUAGAUAGCCUCGCUCCUCCUUCCCCACCGCCUCGUCUCCAUGAUUUAUGUGAUGCUGAUAAUUGCGUAAACUUUCAAAUCCACCUCAUGCCUAAAAUAAUGCGCAUAGUCUAUACACCUUACAUUAGUUGUGAAGUGGAUUUUAAAAAUUACGCAAUAAUUAGGAGCGAAGCUAUCUAAGCACUGUUACAUGAUACUAUUUAAUAGGCAUUUAUGCAAUGCCUAUUAAUAGCAUGAUUUAAUGGUGGUAUCUUCAAACGGAAAUCAUGCUAUUAAUAGGAUAAUAUAAGGAAAAUAUGGCUGUAAUUAGCAAGAAAAUUAUUGUAAAAUGUUACGUGGCAACGUUUAUUUGCCCUGUCAUGUUAAAAAACUGUGUAGAAUGUUCAAACAUUGGCAGAUGUUCUGUGUGGGGUGCCAUUUAUUAUUUAUCAUUACUAUUUUCUUUUAUUUUUACUUUUGAAAUUUUGCACCCCAAAGAAUUUUGCAACAAGGGCAACAGCUCCUGUGGCCCCCAGCCAGAAUAAGAGAUGUGCCUUAAAAGGGCAGGUUGGGGUUACUCUUUAAUGGCCAUACAAUGGUACUAAAAACCUCUAUUGUUGGGCAUAGGUGUUUAGUAUGGUGUACAGGUGACUUUAGUUUUUGUUUUUUAAUCUACAUUGUUCCUUGUUUAUUCUCCAAAACCUUGACUCUUCUGUCUUCCUUAAGUGCUGCCCUGUAUUGUACCAUGGCUGUCCAGCCAGUGUCUGGUAUGUUCUACUGCAAUAAUUUGUGGAUUUAACAAUAACAUUCUGCUUACUGGUUUGAUGCUUAAACAAUCCCUUGGGCAUCUUUUUAAGUACUCUCUGUUUGGGCCUAAUUGUGGACCAUUUUCAGACGAUGAUGUGAUAAUACGCAAUGUAUUUUAAUUGUAUAUAUUAUAUAUAAAAUGAAGAUGCACACUUUCUAUGCAAAAUAAAAAUCUUUUUGUGAUACAA
This is a messenger RNA of Pelobates cultripes (western spadefoot toad), 57002 nucleotides long. The record is from the annotation of a GenBank genome assembly. Lineage: Eukaryota; Metazoa; Chordata; Amphibia; Anura; Pelobatidae.